Molecule: messenger RNA, 47088 nt
Organism: Homo sapiens (human)
Lineage: Eukaryota; Metazoa; Chordata; Mammalia; Primates; Hominidae
Gene: IGF1R
Product: insulin like growth factor 1 receptor
Exons: 20
Coding region: 36806-40000 (1064 amino acids)
Biological process (GO): cellular response to oxygen-containing compound; positive regulation of phosphatidylinositol 3-kinase/protein kinase B signal transduction; cell surface receptor protein tyrosine kinase signaling pathway
Cellular component (GO): plasma membrane; membrane
Molecular function (GO): ATP binding; insulin receptor substrate binding; phosphatidylinositol 3-kinase binding
Source: RefSeq, a predicted model, not a curated record
AAGUUAGGCACAACAUCUGACUUGGAUUUCUCUCUGUUUUUUUCUCUUCCAGUUGUCUGUCUGUGCGCCCUCUCCCACAAGGAAUAGUUUUCCACACUGAUGGAAUUAAUGCAUAUCGUGGUAUUAUUGGUGGAAUAUGUUUAACCUUUGUUUCGUGAUUUGAGAGGAAUGGUUCUUGUGUAUCGUGUGGUGACAGCAGGUUAAGGAGAGUGUCAGAGCUGGUGCAGAGUUUUGCCCCGGGGCCAUGAGGUUCUGGGCAUCAUGACUCUCUUAUGAAGUUACAAAACUGGGCAAGUGAUUGAAGGCAGAAAGACACUGUAAUAAAGUGUGCUCCAGUGAUGUGUGCUCCGGCUUCUCUCCCUUACUCAUCUGGGCCAGGUGCUUUCGCCACAGUGAGCCUGGGUGUCCCCUGCCUGAGAUGAGCACAGUGAUGUCUAUGCGAGGUUGUAGGACUCAGUGAAGUGCCUUAGGGAUUUUGCCUGGCACUCUCCUGGGCUCAUGAGGUGCCUAGGGCUGAGACUUCCCCUUCUCUGUCUGGUAAAUCAUCUCUCCCAUUCUUUCUUCUGCGGCCCUUCAUAUGAGCUUUGUAAUUUACUCAGGGUGGCAGGGUGAAUUCAUCUUUUGCUGGGUUUCUGCAUCACCUGCUCCUUUCUGGCCAGGUCAGCCUGUUCAUUUUUUCCAUGCCAACAGCCUCUAAGUGCCAGUAAGUCACGUCUGAACAACCAAAGCAUGUUUCCCUGCGGGAGAAUGCCAGGGCAGGCGGGUCUGGGAGCCAAGAGGAUUUCUCCUGUUCAGAUAAGUCGGGGGAAUAGAAGAGCCCUGUGACUUGAGACAAGCUUUGAGUGACACCCAGUGAAUCUCCCAUCACUACUUUAAUCCCUGCCCCAGUGUUCUGGUUCCCCCUUUCCUGCAUGAGGCAGUACGAGUACCCUGGCCUGGCUUUGGGUUCUACACGGUCUGACUUUAGCCUGCCUUGGUCUUUGUUCCCCUCUCACUCCCUCCACCCCUGCCCCCCCCAACACAUGUGGAGUACCUUACCCUGCCUUCCUAGUUCUGGAAUGGCUGCCCCUGUGCCAGGCCACCCCAUUUUCUAGAACCACCUUCAUACAGCCCCUGCGCAUCCCACUGUACUAUUUCCUUGUUUGUUUUUCCUGUCAAUCUUGCCUUCCGCGCUAAUGGGACACUGAUGCUGUAUGGUGAUGUGUUCUCCCACAGUCAUCUUUUCCUCCUGUGGUUGGGGUGGGGAGCUUUCUCUGUGUCCCCCCAUGAGAGUGAGGACAGUCUCAUUUAAUGGCACCAUGGUCUGUGGAGCCAGGCAGGCCUGUGUGUCUGACUCCACUUCAGCGCUCUCAGCCAGCGUGGGCACCUCGGACCCAGACAGACGCCCCGAGCCUGUCUUUCUGGAGAAGGAAGUAGUAAUACCUUUUCCUUGAGGGAGUUAUGAGGAUUAACUGUGCCUGGCCCUGAAUUCGUGCCUUGCAGGUACUUAGGAAGUGAGUUAUUACAAGCAGUGCUUUUUAUCAUCCAUAGAUGGAGAUGUUAUCUAUGCUAUAGGACUGCAGAAAGAAUUACAGAGAAUUAUGUAGAAUCACUAGGGACUUGAUUAAUAUUUGUUUACCUUUCCCCCACAUGGAUUGAUGUCCUUUAUUAUACUUUUGUACCCCCGCUUGGCAAGCCCUUGACAAAUAUUGAUCCAACAAAAAAUUAGCUCUUUAAUGUAUACGUUUAGAACCUGUUGCUUUGUCAGUAGUGGUUUUUAUGAAAAUGAAUGCUUAUAGGUCAGACUUCUGGAAACCCUAAUCUGAGGGAAUUGGGCCAAAUAGGAAAGUGAGCCCCUUAAAGGCAGUUGUCUGACCAGUACUUGGAGCACAACAGGUUCUUGCUAAAGCACUGUGUUUUUAAAACAGUGGAGUUAUUAGGUUGAAAUUCUGAAUAGCAAGAAAAAGAAUAAUGGAAGUGCUGCCAGCCCCGUGAUGCUGGUGCAGCUGGUCAGUUUGCAGAAGGAGGCCAGUUACUAGAGCAGAGUGGCCGUAGAGGCUGCAACACGGUGGCCAAAGCAUGAAGCUGCUGUAUAGUGGCAAGGUCACAGUGAUUUCCCCACAGCCUCGGUUUAGAGGGAGACGGGGUGUGCUGAGCUGUGCCUGCUUCUGUAGAAGGGGCCUUCUCCAAGUCUGAGUAGCCUUAAGCCAUUAGGACUGCUGAGUCUUUCUCCACAAAAAUAUGUGGGAGGCCUGCAGGGCAGGUGCUCAACUAAGCUCUGGGGCUGCAAAGAUCCAGAGCCAUGCCCCUCCUUGGAGGCAGGUCCUUGUAGACGAGGACAAUCGUAGCCUUCCUGAUUAAAGCAGGAAUUGUCCAAUCAGGCUAUAUGACGGGCAUCGUCCAUAGUCUUCACCAGGGGAGCUUUUCUGACUAUACAUCUCUAGCCCUGUGGCUUGAGCCAGUCACUUAAUUUCCCCUGAGCUUUGGUUUCCUCCUCCUGGUAGCAGAGAGACUAUCAGAGUGAGGGGCAGAUGCAAUAGCAUAUGUAAAACACUUAGCGUUGGGCCUGGUGUUUAACUGCAAUAAAUGUUAGCUCAUAUUUUACUGUGACAUAGAUGCUGUAUGCCUUUUGCUGAGUAUUAAAGAUACUGAGCUGUAGCAUGCAUACUUGCAUGAAUCAGUCUGCUAAGUUAUUUUAAGUUUGCAUUUGAAAAUAAAGGGUGGAUUGCUAUCCAAAUAUAAAGAAUUGGAACCAGGCUCUAAAAGGAUGUUUGCUGUUCUUUAGCAAAAUACCAUUCUUCUUAAGUUUCAUUCAAUCAUUCCACAAAAAUUUAAGCAUCUGUUUUGUCCCAGGCAGGCACUGUGCUUGUAAUGGAUGUGCAAUAGCAAACAGAACACUUGCUUUCAGCUCACACAGAGCUGACUCCUGGGCAGAGAAUUUCGACAGUAAAGAAAUACAAGUGUGAUGAAGGAGAAACCCUUUGGUACUACCUGCUACAUGUUUUAAUAUUUAAAUGUUGACUUAGGGAGGUCUUUCCAUCUAAAAAUAAUGAUUUGCCCUUUCUCCUGUAAAUGACCCCUUUCUCUUAAGUUUUGGGUGAGAGAUUUUUUUUUUUUAAGGAAGAAAGAUAUUCUACAAUCGAAUGUACAACUGAGAUAAUGCUUAGGAGAGAAUGUAUACUGGGUUUGUGCCUUGGAAGUUGCUUAGGGGAAACAGUUGUGUGCAGUUGGAAAGCUGAUGCUUUAAAGAAGCUUCUAUAAAGUGACCCCACAAUUAAACUGUUUUGUGUACAUCUUUAUUUAUUUAUUUAUUUAUUUUUUAAUUGAGACAGAGUCUCACCCUUUCGCCCAAGCUGGAGUGCAGUGGUGCGAUCUCGGCUCAUUGCAACCUCCACCUCCCAGGUUCGAGCAAUUCUUCUGCCUCAGCUUCCUGAGUAUCUGAGAUUACAGGCAUGUGCCACCACACCCGGCUAAUUUUUGUAUUUUCAGUAGAGACGGGGUUUUGCCAUGUUGGCCGGGCUGGUCUUGAACUCCUGACCUCAAGUGAUCCACCCACCUCGGCUUUCCAAAGUGCUGGGAUUACAGGCGUGAGCCACCACGCCCAGCCUACGUCUUUAAAAAUAAAUGUAAAUACCCAAGGCUCACAGUUCCGUUCUUCCAUCUAGUCUAGCACCGUCCAGUGGAAGUUUCCACCAUGAUGGACUGUUCUGUGGAUGCCCUGUCCAGUACAGGAGCCGCUAGCCACAUGUGGCUAUGGAGCACUUGAAAUGUGGCUAGUGCUACGGAGGAACUGGAUUUUGGAUUUUUUUAAAGUUUUAAUUUAAAUUUGAAUAGCUACAUGUGGCUAAUGGCUACUGGACAUCACAGAUCUAACACAGGAUUAACUGACAAAAUUCUUUCCUCUUAAAAAUAUGUGUUUAUUUUGAUAAGGAUAACUGAGACCUGUACAUUCCAUUUUUCCUGUCAUAUUUAGGGCUCAUAAAGGGGGUGGUAUGCACGUUUUAAAAAAUGCAACACAACCAGUUAAACCAGCUGUCUAAUUGUACACAUUUCCUGGAGCUGUUGGUGUUGAUUAUUAGCAAAUACUAAGUACUUGUAAUGACCUAAGAACUAUAAGACAAGCAAGUCGUCUUCUGUAACUGAGUAUCAGCGGAUUCAAGCGUUAAGGAAAAUGAUUAAGAGAAAACAACCAAAAAAGUCUUAAUGGUUCUGUCAAUCAAGUGGCUAUCAAUUCAUGGCUAUUCAAAAGCUUUUGUGGCUAUGAAAAUAAACUAGAUUGAAAAAAUUCUAAAACAAAAUUGAAACACUCAUUUGAGUUUAAAAUUUUAGUUGAGUUGAUUUUUAUUUCUUGUUUUGGUUCAUUUGUAGUUUCCCCCCGCUUCGUUGUUUCCUCAGAUAUGGAGAAUAAAGCCUGGCUGGUCAGUUUCAGUUUUUAUUUAAAUUCAUUUUGUCUUCAUUCCUUUUAAUCUAGCACAGUCCUGUGAUGUAUUGGGAUCACAGUGCUCUGGGGAAACAUUGAAAUAUAAAAACAUUUUCCUGAAAACAUUUCCAGUUAUAUUUAAUUUUCCUCCUUGAAUAGAAAAAUAUUUCCAACUUAAUCCUCCCUCUCCCCUCUUGAAAUGAAUUGCAUGCUUUGGAAAUAACAUCAAUCCACCCAAGUACACAAGGACAAUCUCAGCCAUUUAAUCGAGAUAUAAAGGCUUAGAGAACUCUGGGCUUCGGAGGCACAGACUCCACCUUUCAGGAUGCUAAUAAACGUGGACGAGGUCUCGCCUGGGCUUCCUCCUCCAUUGUUCAGCGCAGCAAACCAGCACAGCACUCCGUGGCCAGGGUUUGCGGGGAGAAAUCUCUCACUCUGUUUUAGUAGCAUCAUCAUCCUUAUCAGCACCCUGCUUUUAUUUUUGAACAGCCAAACUUCCUCUUUCCAAACUUCGUGUGACAUCUGGGACCAGCUAUGUUUGAAGGAGUCUGAACAUGCCACAUAGUGGCUCACGCUUUUAAGGGAGGAAGGCCAGUAAGCCUCCUCAAUGGCAGAAUUCUACUUUCAGUCUACCCUUUGGUUCUGUUGUGGUUGUUCCUUAGAACUUUAUUCUGCUCAUUAGGAAGCCCAGCCUCCGGGGAGGGUUUAGCUUCUCAUCUAAGCAAGAAGUAAAAUGUCAUAAUGGAGGAAAAAAAAAAAAAAGUCCAAACUUUUUUUGGACUUUUAGAAACACAUCCAGUUUGAGCUCCACUGAGCUAUCAUUGCAGUUACAAAGCCCAUGUAUAUUGAGAUCGGUGUAAAAAUUCAGCAUGUCCACCUGCAUAAUUAUGACCAGUGUAUUGAAAGCACAUUUCAUUUAGUUUUGCAACAGCCGAUGAGGUAGAUUCUACCAACAUUGUUUUACGGAAGAACAAAUGGAAGCCUGGAAAAAUAAAUUGUCUACCUCACACACUUCGCAGGUGGUAAACACAGGAUUUGAACUAAGACAUACUUGAUUUUAAAGUGUUUGCUUUUCCUUUGCACUACUGCAUCUGCGAUGUUUGCACUCAGACACUCUAGAAUAUUUGGUGUUGCAUGUUUUUGCCCCAAGAAAGAACCCAUUAAAAUGAAACUUUCCAGUUCGUAAGCUUUGCCCUCAAGAAGGGAAAGAACUUCUUGCAAGGUUUCUGAAACAAAAAGAAAAUGAAAAGUAACUUUACUGUAUCUGGGUUUUCUGAUUAAAUUACGGUUUUUGCAAGCUUGUGCAUUUCUCAGUGUCCAGAUAGCCAGGAUUUUUCCUUUUAAUAAAUAUCACUUUAAAAAACAAACACACACAUUCUUAAAUGCAUGAUUAACUGUAUAGAUUGAUUUAGUUAUAAGAUGUCCUAGCCUAAAUAUAAGAAGGUGUAUGUGUUAGAAUUAAUUUCUUCAAUAAAGAGAAAGAAAUUCAGGAAUUGUGGUUCUGUUGGUCUUCUGUACUGUAUAUUUUUGUGCAGCCAAAGCAGCAUGCCUUGCUUCUUGGUUUCAUGACCACAUGGGUAGUUUCUUGAAGUUUUUUCUUUUGAGAUGGAGUCUUGCUCUGUCACCCAGGCUGGAGUGCAGUGACGCGAUCUCGGCUCACUGCAACCUUCACCUCCCGGGUUCAAGCAAUUCUCCUGCCUCAGCCUCCCGAGUAGCUGGAAUUACAGGCAUGUGCCACCAUACCUGGCUAAUUUUUGUAUUUUUAGUAGAGACGGGGUUUCGCCAUGUUGGCCAGGCUGGAGUUUCUUGAAGUAUUGACUGAUCCUUGACUCUGAACUGUAUGAUCAAAGACUUUUGAAAUGGCACACCGUUUCUUAACAUUUAGGCCAAUUUCAGUUGCUCAUAUCCAAAAAUAAGUCAUGAUUUUCGGAGUCAGUGCGCAGCACUUAGUACAACAAUCCAAACCCUUGUACAGACCAUCCUAGUAGAAAUGUGGAUCUUGAGUAUCUCAGCUUCUUAGUAGAUUUUGAACUCCGUGAAAGCAGGAGCCAGGCCUCUCACAGCAAGUCUCUCCAAUAUGCUCAGUAAAUAUUUGUCAGAUCGAGCAAUGACCAGAUGAUGAAAUACAUUAAAGCCUUAGGGAGAACUGAGACUACUGCACCAGUUUUUGUGCACUAUCAUGCUGGAAAUCUUUCCAACAUGUAUUCUGUACUUCUUUGCUUCUUACUCCAGUGAAUAUAAUUUAGUCAUUUCUGGCCAACUUGAGGACAUCAGCGAGCAUAAAUUGUUGUAUUAUGCAUAAUACAGUGAUACCCUCAAGGCUGAGUGGGAGGCAGUUUGCCCUCUGCUGAAGGUUUCUUGUGCUUAUUGUGUUCUUAUGGUUUGGUUUUACCAUUUUUAUGUCUCCAUUUCUGUUUAAUAGACUUAUUUCAGUAAGAAGAGAAAGCCGUCUCCAUCAGCCCCUCUGUAGGUGAUUAUUUGCCACUUCCUUUUUGCUGUGAGUGCUUUGAAAACAGAUUUCUAAGCUUGUUAGAGUUAUGUGUUAAGAGUAAAUAGGCAGUAAGUGAAACCAAGCUUCUUCCUGGUGCUUGACUACCCCAGAAAUGUUUAUUUGCUGAAUAGUUGAGUUCUGGAAAGGUGAGGUAUAAAUGUGUGAUAAAUUUAUUCCUUUGCAUGAUUUUUUUUUCUUUUUCUUCCCUCCCUCCCUCCCUCCAUCUAUGUCUCUGUCUUUCUCUGAACAUCUCUCCGUCUCAGUCUGUCUCUCUCAUGAUAGUUGCUGGAAUAAUUUAAAUGAAUGUAACUCAUUUACCCACAUCGAAGCCCAACUCAGUAGUGAAAAAACAAAUCUUCCAAAUGAAUGCACUUUCCCCUUGAUGUGCUAUAUACAAGACCUUGGCACACCUAGUUCAAUGACAUAGUAUUUUAGAAGGGCCUCCUUACACCUUCCUCUCAGAUAAAUAUACAUGCAGGGACAUUCUGAAGAAGUUUGUUAUCGGUCUUCUCCCCUCCUACUAUUAGCUCCGCCCUCCUAGUCCUUCUCUUUCACCAUGCUGACCCGCGUAGGGAGGACCCUUACACCCUCUGCAUGCAGCGCUGGUGCUCCUUAGUGUUCAUAACCCCAACCUCCAUGGCCUCUCUCGCAGUUCUCAGGUUAGGCCCUGCUUCUAGGGGACAUUAGCUUUCCACCCUCUACUACAUACUUCCUAGUUGUUGCAGCCUUUGCAAGCAAAACUUGUUUUCAUUUGGGAGACAGCAUGGUCUGACAGAGCCUAGAUCCUGGGGUGAAGACAUUCUGGGUUUGUAUCCCGUCUUUACCACCUCUGAGCCUCUGAUGCUGGACAAGUCAGCAAGUCUUUGCACCUUAGUCUCCUUUCUGUAAAAAGGAGCUUAUGGGGAUGUAAUCAGAGAAGCCUUAGCAUGGCUCUUGGUACAAGGCACGGACCAAAUCCAUGGUACGCUCACUCCUUUCCUUUCAGUAAUACUGCCUAAAUAGGGCACAUGUACCUAAAAGGAUUUUGUACAUUCCUUGACAGCAGAAUUCUCAUCUUCUGUUGCAUAUCCCAUAAUGCUGGGAACACAAAAUAAAAAUGGUAGCUUUUCACAUUCACUUUUGGCCUCAAUUUUUUGUUAUUCCCCAAUGAGGAUCAUUUCAUUUGGGGCUGGUCUCCGGAAAAAAGUAGAUCAAGCUUUUCAGAUGAGAUUUGGGUGAAACCCUGACAAACUCUUUUUAUUGCCUUCCCUACCACAUAGUGGUGGAUCAGGAAACUGUAGGGCUUAUGAUGCUGGGAAAUUUCUGCUAAUGCAAUAAAGAUUUUUGCUGUUGAAAGAAUUUGAUCUGUUUUAUGUAUAACAUGCAGAGAGCAGAAGCAUAUAUUAUCUGUAGCAGAUGAUAGAGCAGGGUAUAUGGGCAAGUUAGAAAAACACAGUUCUCACUACAUUUGAAGAAAAAGGACAAGGAGUUGUCACAAGGAUCCAGGAGAGUCGCACAUAAUUUUCUGUCGUGCAUUUUGUUGACUGUUCCUCUUUGCAUCCUUCAACCAUCUUAACUUCCCACUUGCACCUCGCUGGAAGACAAAUCUAAGCUAAAUUAAAUGCUAGGCAAUAUGUCAGAAUGGAAAGGGCCCUCAACUUGGGAUGCCCGGUUCUCUACCAGCCUGAAUAAACUCCAGCAACAGUAUUUCUCUAGGAAUCAUCUGUAAAAAGUAGAGGUUUGUCAUAUCUCUAAACUAGGGAUUCACCUUAUUUAUUAAGCUAUCAGUGACUUUAUCUUGAGGUGCACGGCUUUUAGUAACUCUGGUUCAAGUGCAAGGAAUGCAAAGUUAAGUGUAUCAUUGGAGGUGGGAUUUUUGAGUUUGUCAGUCAUUUAUUGAUUUGCAUGUAUCCUUAUAGUUCAAAGGUCUUUUUCUCAACUUAGUUGAUGAUCAUGCUGUAAGUUGUUUUCUUUUGCUUUAUCAACUUUUAAAAACGUUUAUUAACUUUUUAAUUUGAAAUAAUUUCAGACUUGCAUAAAGGUUACAAAGAGUACCAGGAGUUCUGGAACACCCUCCACCCAGCUUCCACAGAUGUUAACAUCUUACAUAACCGUAAUACGGUUAUCAAAACAGUGUUCACUCCAUACUCCAGUGCUGUUAAUCUCCAGACUGAAUUCGGAUUUCACUAUUUUCCCACUGAUGUCCCUUUUUUUGGUUCCAGAUCCAAGAGACGAUCCUACCUGGCAUUUAUUGUGUUCAGUUUUUCUAAUUCUGGGACGUUUUCCUGGGUUUUCUUUAGUCAUUCACGAAGUUCGCACUUUUGGAGAACAUGGGGCCAGUUAUUUUGUAGAAUAUCUUUCUGUUAGAGUUUGUGGAUGUUUCCUCCUGAUUAAAUUUGGGGGGUACAUUUUUAACUUGGAGAUCACAGAGGUGCUGCUGUUUGUGUCUUUGCGCAUCCUGUCAGGAGAUGCGUGAUGUUUCCUUUCCUGGUGCUGUUAGCUUUGAUCCCUUAGUUAAGGUGGUCUCUGUGGCUUCCUCCAUUAUCAUUACUAUUUUUCUCUUUGUAAUUAGGAAGAAUCUUUUGGAGGUAGAUACUUGAGACUAUCUAAACAAGCAUUCUGUUCCUCAUUAUUCUUUCACCCACUAAUUUUAACAUCCAUUACUGUGAUGUUUGCCAAAUGGUGAUUUUCUAUUUCUGUUUUCUACACUUAGUAAUUGGAUUCUACUCUCAGGAUUUUAUGUAUUUUUUAACAGUGAGGGACAUAAACUUUUUAACUAGCAGUGGCAAGUCCACUUUUAUUUGGGAGGACAAUUACUAGUCACAUGAAGAAGAAAAAAUAUGCAGAAGCUUAAGAAAUCCCACAUAUGAAUGUUAUUUGAAAUGUUCUUGCCCUUUCUCCCUACAAAGGAGGUGAAGAAGAUGACAGGAGAUGUUAAUUGCCAAAAUAGUCUCAUAGUUUUGGUCCUGGCUGCAAAUCUCUCGUUUUUGAUACUCAAGAGAAUGCUAUUGGGGAACUGACUCUGAAGCACAGCCCAGAUGCUUGAGAUGGGUUGGGAAGGUUUACAUCAACACCAUGAAUUUAAUUUAUCAUGUGACAUUUUAUUUCUGAGUUUUUAAAGCUGUAAUUAAAAGAAGUGUUCAAAGUGUUGCUUUCCUCUUUUAGAAUAAACGUGGCUGGGUGUGGUGCCUCAUGCCUGUUAUCCCAGCACUUUGGGAGGCCAUAGGCAAGAGGAUUGCUUGAGCCAGGAGUUUGGGACCAGCUUGGGCAACAUAGGGAAACCACAUCACUACAAAAAAAAAAAUUAGCCUGUCAUGGUAGCAUGCACCUGUGGUCCCACUUACUUGGGAGGCUGAGGUGGGAGGAUCACCUGAGUUCAGGAGGUCAAAGCUGCAGUGAGGUGUGAUCAUGCCCCUGCUCUCCAGCCUGGACAACAGAGCAAGACACUGUCUCAAAUAAAUAGGCAAACAUUACCAACAUGGCAAACAAGUUGGAGGAGGCCCCCUAUUUAAUUAAAUUUCAGCAGUCCCAAAUCUAAUUGGUAUGAAGAAAUCAUUAUUCAGAAUUUUCCAUCACUGAAAUACUAAAAUCACUUGUUGUUUGAGACAUCUUGGCCUGUCACCCAGGCUGGAGUGCAGUGUUGCUCUCAUAGCUCACUGGAGCAGGAGCCUCAACCUCCCAGGUUUAAGUUAAUGCUCCCACCUCAGCCUCCUGAGUAACUGCCACUACAGGCGUGUGCCACCAUGCCCAGCUAAUUUUUUAAUUUUUCGUAGAGAUGGGGUCUGUGUUGCCCAGGUCCCUCUUGAACUCCUGGCCUCAAGCUAUCUUCUCCAGUCGGCCUCCCAAAGGGCUGUGAUUACAGGCGGGAGCCACAGCGCUCAGCCUAAAAAUAACUCUUUAGCCAAAAGAAAGUUUUAAAAAAUUGUCUGUUGUAUUCUUUGAUUUUACUCUAUGUGGUCUUUUCUAUUAUUUUUAAAAUAAAAAAGAUUUAUACUCCUCAAGUGUAACAUUUUAUCAAAUCUCAUGCUUCUGUUUGAUGAAACCGAAUGGCUAAAUUUUUUAAAUAUCAUGCAAUCCAUCCCAGUUUGUAAUUUUAUUAUGGCCCUCACACAAGAGCGUGCAAGCUAUACUAAGCUUCCUGUGGCCCUCGUUUUUCCUCACUGAUAUUUGUAACUCAUUCCAAAUUAAAUUUUAGGAGUCUGAAAUGUAGCUGUUAUAUUUGGGAGAUGUGAAGAAAAGAAUCGUAGGCAUCUCAGUAGGCUAGGUAUCAGAUCACACAUGCUUGCUGGACCAAAGAGGACUCCUUACAGUAGGAUACAUGAUUCUGAGUUAGUUUGUGUACUAAGUAUAUACUAUAUAGCUUUUGAAGGGGAGACGGGCACAGAAUUCACAAUAUCAUGCACUAAGGGUUAUUUUGUGUUUGCAGUUUCCAGAUGAAUGUUUUAAAGUUGGCUGCAGAAUACAGCGAGAUAGGUAAAAUCUAUUUGAGUAUUACUUACAGACCCCAAAGGAUAUCCCAAAGGAUAUGUUGGACUAAUUCCUAAAAUAUCCUGUAAGUCAUUGCAGGUACAGGCGUGGAUCUGGGUUUGGAAACGCCGCCUGGAUCGCUGGCUGGGCUCCUGCAGCCGCCAAGGAGGGGCUGGCUGGAGGUGGGGCUCGGCGUGCAUAGCGGCCACGUGACUGCGCCCCGGCCACGCCCACCGUCCCUCACGUGGUCCCAGGCCACGCUGGGCUUCGGCAUGUGCUAAAGUGGAUAGAAAAGGGAGUGGGGCCCGGGCGUGGCUUUGUGGUUUGGGAAGAUAUGAACUCCUUGGGGUUUUUUUCUCUUUUAAUUCUUUAAUUUUGAUAUUUGGAAAUGCGUAAAAGGUUUUUCAUUUGUCCUUGACCACGUGGUCCAAACCUCAAUUUCCCUAGCAGAACGCGGUUUCGAUCACUGGUGGAUCCGUCUCACAGCACCAGUCAUGCUGCCUCGCUGGGAAGUGGAGGGCUCAGGAUUCCCGUGGUUCACGAUCCAUUUUAUGUUGGAAGGAAAUCAUUUUGAACUAUCUCAGUACACACCCUAGUGUAUCUUUAAACCUAAUUGAGUGUUGAUGGAAAAUCUGCGGUCCGAGAACCGUAAGAAAAGGGGGCUCCCACCUCCCGCUCUGGGGUCGCCACUUGCCUCGCAGGCAGGAGGAGGCUCCCAGAGUAGAUACAACUUGCCCGUCACCCGGAUGGGUUGGUAGUGCACAUAUGCACGGGGCGCAGUUUAAAAUGAAAGUAAAAGAUGCAAAUGUGUUUGCAAAAGAAAAAUUAACAUAGGAUACGUGCGGGCGUUCUCAGUUGAACUCGGUCUUACUGUUCCACGCGAGCACCCCAUGACUCAGAGCCCAAAUCUCAGCGGAACAGCCCAGGACGCUCCUGCCGUCCACAGGAAGACGCCUCUGUCUCUGUCCCCCGCCGCCACCACACAGAUGCACGUACUCUCUUCACUUCCGUGUACCCAGUAAAUGCAGAUCCUGAUUUAAAUCUGCAGCACGCUGCUUUCUUCCCAUUGCAUGUGGGAAGCUUCAGGUUCUCUUCGGUUUAUUUUCUCAUCACCUUUAUUAAAAUGCAGUAAAGCAAGGAGUAUAUUAAUGCGGGCCUCUGCAAAUAGAGGGAAUUUAUUGAAAAGCAGAAUGGCUUGAAAGAUUGAACUUCAUCUUAAAAAUCAGAAACAGACUCUUGUUAUUAAUAGCUUUAGAAACGAAAAUCUAACUUCUGAUAAAUUAUUUCAGAGGAGUGGUUCAAACGUGUAGUAGAUAGCUCUGCCUGGUCAUCAAUUAUAGUGACGUCCUUGCAUCAGCUCCAGAAACUCAGAAUAUUCAUGAGCUUUCCAGUCUGACUCAGACCUUCAGGAGCCAUGAAAUUUUCCUGUUGGGAUGAGAGGAAGCGCUGGCGGUCGUUUCGGCAGCUUAAUGAAACCAGAAAUAGAUAAGCACGAGUGAGGGGUGAUGUCCGCUUGUUUGCUCCCAUCAUGUUGUUUUUAAUGUGUGAAAGUGAAAGUUUUAAAAGUCAUACUAAAUGUGUGAUCCUUUUUAGAAUUCACUGGGUACGGGUACGUGGAGGAAGUGUUUUUGUUUUUGUGAAUUUGUUUAAACAAAUGACUGAGGCUUUGUUUUCCACUCUGUCUGGCCAAGCACCAUUGCUACACUUUUUUAAAUUCAUGACAUCCUGAGCAGUGAAGCUGUUCUUCAGCCCGCCUCUCCAUUUGUGACUGGAAGACAAGGAGGCAGACACCAAUGGCGCCUCUCACAAUGGAGGUUUAUUUUUUUUUAAUCUAACGGAGGGAUUGUAGAUGGUGUAAAACUUCCUUGUGCCAGGAGAGAAAGGGGGAGAGAGAGAGAGAGAGAGAGAGAGAGAGAAAUAACCCAUUCUAAACAACUUUAGGAAUAGAUGAUCCGUAGGCAUCAACUUUGCGCAGCAACAAAAGCCACUUUCUGAACCUCGUUCUGUGAAGUUUUAAAACAAAUUGGGUUUGUUUAAUUAAAAUAUUUCUUAAAGGCAAAAAGCACUGAGCUAAUUUUUAAGAAUUUUAAGUUAUAUAUUAAUAUGAGUAGUGAUUUAUAAUUUUCUGUUGAAAUACAUAAAUUCGAGAAGCCCCACCCCUACCACUUGCCAGUCUUGAGUCCCCACGGCUCCUUUGCCUAGGUCUAAAGUCACUGCUUGCACACUCCUGCCUUGCAUAUGCCUUGCCAUCGUGUGGGCCUCUUGGCUGGAAGUGUUCUUGUCCUCCCGUUAGGUAUCUUUUAUGACGUGAAUCCUUACCUCUAAUUAUUAUCUGUGUGUACAUCUCAUCACCUGCAUCUGACUGUGUGCCUUGUGUAUGUCUCUUAGCCCUCACAAUUGCCUGACAUGCCUUACAAACGGGUAGACCAAGUGUUAAAUGAACAAAUAUUUAAUAAGAACUUAAAAGCUUUUUGACUUUAUAUAUUUUUAAAGCCAUUGUGAUUAAACACUAUGUUUGAUGUGGUGCUAAUUCUGUGCUUUAUCAACUGUGUGAAUUGUAGUAUUUUUAAAGUAGGAAUAAUUGAGAAAUAUUUUGAAGUUAGGUUAAGCAUAGCAGUAAAGUUUCCACUUUUUAAAAUAGCCAAAUCCAGGCCAGGCGCAGUGGCUCGUGUCUCCAAUGUCAGCACUUUGGGAGGCCAGGGCGGGCAGAUCGCUUGAGGUCGGGAGUUCGAGACUAGCCUGGCCAACGUGACGAAACCCCGUCUCUGCUAAAAAUACAAAAAUUAGAUGGUUGUGGUGGUGCAUGCCUGUAAUCCCAGCUACUCAGAGAAGUGUUUGAACCCGGGAGUUGGGGGUUGCAGUGAGUUGAGAUUUCACCACUGCACUCCAGCUGGGGCAAAAGAAUGAGUGAAACUCUGUCUCCAAAAAAAAAUCAGAGCGUGGUGGUGCACACCUGUAGUCCCAGAUACUUGGGAGGCUGAGAUGGAGGUCAAGGCUUCAGUGAGCCAUGAUGGCACCACUGCACUCCAGCCUGGACAACAGAGUAAGACCUUGUCUCCAAAAAAAAAAAAAAAAAGCCAAAUCUGUUGGGUUUUUUUUUUUGGGGGGGGGGUCCUUUAGAAUGGCCCUGACAGAUCUUUAAGGCAUGGAAAUGAGCCUUAUGCAAGCUCCUGGCAAUCAGUAUGUGAGUUCUGUCUCCUUGGCAAGAUACAGCCUCUUAGACCCUCAGUCUGGGGAAAUAAUGCUGAUUUCUCCUACGAGUUACGAGAAUUACGCUAGAAAACUCUGUGGCGCAUACAGGUGCCCUGUAGCCUGUUGGUUAGAAGCACUGACCCUGAAGUCAGGUCGCCCAGGUUGGAAUUCCAGCUCUGCCUUCUUCAAGCUGUGUGACUCUGGGAAGUCACACACACUCUCUCUUUGUGCCUCAGGCUCUGGUUCUGAAGAUGGGAACGGCAGGCCCUCCCUCUUUGGCUUGUUGCACAGAUGAAAUCUGACAGCGUAUGCCAAGCGCUUAGCACGGGUAGCAGUGAGUGCCCCGUAAAUGUUAGGUACCUUCCUACUACUACUAAACAUUCAUUCUUCCCUUCCCUGCUAGUACCUGCAGCUCUGACUCAUCUCACACCCUUGAGAGAGGAUUAUCUUCAUUAAAAAGUUUUUGGUCUGCCCAGAAGCAAGUGUUACCUGUGAGAGAGCUGGGCUUGUGCAUAGGUUAGAUUAUUUCUUUGGGUUAUUCCUGGGGAAACCUGCAAAGAAAUGCAGCCAGAGGCCUCUGGUUCAUUUUACUGCUCAUCUCCUAAAAGUGGUUUCUCAGAUUUUUAUCCUUUUUUUCUCUUUUUCGAGGAAGGGGCAAGGAAAUAUUUUUUCAUAUUAUUCUUGUCAUCGUCUAUUUAUUUAAUAACAGUUGACUGUUGAAACAUAGGAAAGUACUUAUCCGCCAGGAAACUCCCUUCUAUUAUUGGACUUACUUGCUUUCCAUUUAUAUGUUGUCUAAUUCCAAAGAGAUUUCGAGACAGCUUUCAAUUAAAAAAAACAAACAACAACAACAACAAAAAAAAACACCACAUACCGCAUGGGUAUUACACAGGACCUGUAUGGUCAAAUUGGCAACGACCACACCACAUGAGAAGGAAGAUUAUUCUUCCUGGAACCUGGCUCCCUUGAGAUUCUUUUUUUUUUUUUUUUUUAGACGGCGUUUCGCCCUUGUUGCCCAGGCUGGAGUGCAAUGGCACGAUCUCCGGCUCACCGCAACCUCCACCUCUCGGGUUCAAGCGAUUCUCCUGCCUCAGCCUCCCGAGUAGCUGGGAUUACAGGCAUGUGCCACCACACUCGGCUAAUUUUGUGUUUUUAGUAGAGAUGGGGUUUCUCCAUGUUGGUCAGGGUGGUCUCGAACUCCCAUCCUCAGGUGAUCCACGCGCCUCACCCUCCCAAAGUGCUGGGAUUACAGGCAUGAACCACCGCACUCCCUUGAGAUUCUUGUAAGCCAAGGCAGAAGAAGAGACAUCUUAAAGUCUGUAUGUGCACACCUGCCUCCCCCCAUUUUAUAUACAAUUCAAGGGCUUUGCUUUUGGAAAGUUUGCCUAUGUAGUCGUCCAGGGCUAAAUUAACACCUGUCUCUAUCUGUGUGUAAGGCUCUCUGGGAGGAGCUGUGAGGCAAAUAAAAAUAAGGAAUGGUGUCCCGCAAGGAGCUUACAAUGUGUGCAUUACAAGUAUAUACUGAGCAUGGCCCUGGGAACACAGUGAAAAAACAGGAUUCCUGCCCUAGUACAGUGUACACUAGUGGAAGAGAGAGAGGCAGUAAACCUAAAAGUAAGUCUUUUAAAAACUGUGGUAAAAUGCACAUAACAUAAAAUUUACCAUCCAACCGUUUUUAUGUGUACAGUUCAGUGACAGUAAGAACAUUCACAUUGUUUUGCAGCCGUGACCAUCAUUUAUAUUCAGAACUCUUUUCAUCUCGCACAACUGAAGUUGUACCUAUUAAACAGUAACUCCUCAUUCUCUCUUCCACCUAGGCCCUGGCCAAAAACAAAAAUAAGUCUUUGAUUGUAAACACGAUCAGUGCUUUGAAGGAGAUGGGAAGGAUGUUAUCAUAAAAUGAUGGGGCUGCAGGAAUGGCACCUACUCAGAGAGGGCGGUCAGGAGAGACCUCUUGGGAAUGAUGACAUCCAGCAGGCAGGUCAUUAAGGCAUCUCUAGGCAGGUCCAGAGUGCAAGGAGGCAUAAGCCAGGCAGGUGGAACAGCGUGUGUGAAGGCCCAGAGUCAGGAAAUGGUCUGCUUCCUUCCAAGGAAAAGAAAACAGCCAGUGUGGUUGGAGCAGGGGCUAGGAGAGAAAAGAUGUGCAUGUGUGUGUGUGUUUGUGUAUCCCCAUCAUGAUUUAGUACUGUCAGCGCUUCUGUGUUCUGAACCUGGAGUACAGGCAGACACAGCCGCAUCCCAGAAGCUCAAGAGUGCCCAUACCAGGAAAUUACAGAAAUCUUUGCCAAAUGGAUGAGUGAAUGCAACUUCCUUGAUACAGGGUCAGAGAGGGGAAAUCUGAGAAAAGCAGGUGGGCAAUGUACUCCUGACAUACUCCCUUCCGUUGCAAUGGCCUUGAGUGAUGGAGCAAGAGUGAAGGAAUGUUCCCAUGGCACUGGCACCAGGAUGACUUUUUGUGAAGCAGAGCAGUUGGUCUUAGAUAGUGGAGGUGCGGGAGGCAUGAGAACUGGGCAGUCUGACGGCUGCACCAGCCAGUUGGCUGUCCUUUCCACCUCCAUGCCCAGGAGCUGGCCCAGGGCGCGCAUGCACAAAGCCAGUGCUCUUUUCAAUCAGAAAACAGCCUGCGUAUGUUCUUGCUUGCAACUCAGAUAUCCAGCCCACUGAUCCAGGAAGAGAUUCCUUUGACCUGGGAAGUCAUAAUGGCAGAUAUUUAGACCCAGCUCUCAAGCAAGCAUCCAAGUUGUUCCGGUGAACCCGUAACUUUGAGUAACCUCUGAUUGAACCAGAGAGUAGGAACUAGGUGCAGAACCUUGUUGAAUAGAAUUGUUUAGCAUCGUCCAUUUGUUAGAGCAUUUCAGGAUGCCUGUCCUAAAAUUUGGUAUCAUAAUGGUAUUUACCUCUCACUCACCUCCAUCUCAGCCCAGUAAUUAAUAACAAGGGACUUGCUUCUUCACCUGUUUCUUUAUUGGUUGUAGGAAGUCUUUUCCUUACCACAGAGGAAGGAGCUUCUGGAUCCCUUUGCUACGUCCAGAGAGUUUUCAUCUAAUCUGGGUGUAUUAGUCCAUUUUCACACUGCUGAUAAAGACAUACUCAAGACUGGGCAAUUUACAAAAGAAAGAAGUUUAUUGGACUCACAGUUUCAUGUGACUGGAGAGGCCUCAAAAUCAUGGCGGAAAGUGAAAGGUACAUCUCACAUGGCAGCAGCCAAGAGAAGAAGAGCUUGUGCAGGGAAACUUCCAUUUUAAAAACCAUCAGAUCUUGUGAGACAUAUUAACUAAUAACAGCAAGGGAAAAACCCACCCCAUGAUUCAGUUAGCUCCCGGCGGGUCCCUCCCACAACAUGUGGGAAUUAUAGGAGCUACAAGAUGAGAUUUGGGUGGGGACACAGAGCCAAACCAUAUCACUGUGUAAAAGUUGAAUAAAGUUAUUUAGGAGCACAUUGUAUUGGGAGUUUGUUUGUUUGUUGAAGAGCCAAGUAAAGUCAUUGGAAGCAUGGGAAACUUUUUUCCCUGUCUAAAAGGAACUCCUUCCUAGUGGAAGUUGAAAGCUUUCUUGGCAGCCUCAGCCCCCACCCUACCUCCACCACCCCAGUGGGUACCUGCAUCCUGAAGACCCUUCACAAUAGCAUCUGAACUAUACUGGGCCUUCAAAUGAUGUCUUGGGUAAACCCAUGUCCAACCUGCACUAAAUGAAGAUUAUUUUCGAGCGAAUGGAUUGAAGAACAGUGCUGAAAAACUAGAAUUUGUAAUAUUUUCAUUUGAGCAGAGGUGAAAUUUGAAAUAUUUUAGAAUCUUGUCUUAUGAUUUUUUUUCUUUCUUUGCCACAUAGCCCUCCCCUGGAAAUUAAAUCUGUGGAUUACUAGUAUAUGAACUGAUCAGAGACAUGGCUUGGGGUCUCCCCAUUUACCCACUUCCCAGCACGUUAUAAUCCACUGGACACCUCCAAGGAUGAGAGACCAGCGGGUCAUAAUGCGAGACUGGACAUCUCUCCUACCCCAUGUACACUUCAGCUGAGCAGGCAGAAUUAGCAGAGUCAGGACUAGAAGUUCAGUCUAGGGAUCAAAUAAUAAUAGUAGCUAAUGUUUAAAGAGUACCUAAGAUCCGCCAGGAGACAUACUCAGUAUAGUUCCGUGGUUUGCCACAUUUCAUCUUAUACCAGUAGCACAGGUGAAAUUUGUCUUAUGUGUAUACUGAGGAAAACAAGUCCCUCUGAUACACAGCAGCCAAUAAAUGACAAAGCUGGGAUAGAAACUUACUUCAUUCUAACCCGAGAGUCCCUGUUCUUGCAUGGGCACAGCCUGCCAUCCCCAUGCUCUGCCUCCUAAGCAGAGGAUGAACUUAAGCAUCUUAAAAUUUUAAACAUUGACUUUCCCUAAAACCAAUUAAAAAAAAAAACAAAACAGACAGACAGACAUGACUUGUGCCCUUAAAAAUGCAGCCAGGCUGGCAUAUAAAUGGGCGUAGGCUGUUUCUAAAUUUUUUGCUUUAAAUUUUGCCAGCAUAGCUUCUGGACUGGUAGUUUUGUUUGCUUUUUAAUAUAUUUUUGACACUGUGUACAGAGGAAUGCUACCUCGCGUCAUCAUGUCCUCCUCCCUGAAGGCAAGCCAAGGAUGUCAAGGGGCCACUUCAGGGGAUGUGCACCCUGAAGGUAAAGCUGCUCCAGUGGGAGGGGUUGGGGUAAAUGACAAUGUUAGCAGCUGGUAAAUUUUUUUACAUGGGAUAUCUCACAAGACUUAUUGAUGCAUGUUAUACGUAAUAACCUGAGGCACAUCAACAUUUUCCACUUUUUCCUAUUCUUUCUGUAUUUUCACUGAUACUUUUUUUCAAAAAAAUCUCCAAUAAGUUUAGGAUCAGCUUCAAGAUUUCUCUUUAGGUAAAUAGAUUUGUAUUUUUGAUGGCCAUCCUAGUCCAGUGUAAAGAUAUGGACAAGAAACCCCACAUAAAGGAAGCAAGAUCGCUGGCUGCUUUCUCUAGGUAGCUUGAGUUGUAUACUAAUUUGUAGAUUAUUUCUCUUCAUCGAAAAAACAAAACAUUCUGCAGAGGGCAGUCAUGUGUCCGCUGUGCCUCUGCUCCUGUGUGCACCAUAAAACUUGAAAGUGAGCCAGAAUUUGAAAAUAUCGGAUUGGGAUGUGAUUUCUUUAAGCCUCUGGCUAAUUUAAUAUAAAGUGUUUACACUUCAUUUUUCUGGCAGUGGAUUUUCUAUGUAGGUGGUGGAAGAUUUCCUGUAAGUUUUGCAAGUUCCAGGGCAAAGAGAGUUGCAAUAUGCAAUAUCUUUCUGUGGUCACACCAACAGAAAGGGCGAUUUCUUAACCUGCUGCAGUUACCAUGUGUGUAGGUGGAUGCUGGCUAUUACAGAUGGUAUCCUUUCAACCCUCAAAAUUGUUGCAAGUUCACAGGUAUGUUAAUGAAAAUGAAUAAGUGGCAUUUUUAGGAAUUCCAAAUACUGAGUCUUGGAAGUAGAUAAUCUUUUCCCUAAAUGUAUGCUCCGGUCAGAACUGCUGCCUACCACACCUCGUGGGUGAAACAGAUAUUUCGAGCAUGACUGAGCUUAUUAAGAGCCCUGCGGCGCUUCCUCUGCCGGGGGUUUAGAAAUUUCAAAGGAUGGGGGUUGAGGGAGGGAGGAGUUAUGGGCAUGUGAUGUGGACAGGGCGGGCAGGAGGAUGGAAGUAACAGGUCCAAAAUGUAUCUUUGGUGGCCCGGCAGAGCUCUUGCAUGGGGUGAGAAUGGUAAUUUAGGAAGAGCAAGUCUUCCCAUCUGUGAAGCAGAAGAAAAAAGUGGACUUAAGGAGAAGUUCGGGUGCUGUUUAUUUAGAUAGGAGUAAGGAGAGUGCAGUUGGGGAAAAGCACUUCAGAGGCUUUACUUAGACUAGCAGAAGUCUGUUUGGCAGGGUGGGAAGCAAGUGCAGUUGGGAGAAAAACGUUUUCAAUAGGCAGUUUCAGAAUUGGAAAUUGGAGGAGGGCAGUCCAUUUCAACAUUUCCAACAGUAUUAAAGAAAAUUUGCGGGUUGUUUGUCAAAAGGGGUCAUAUGCUUUAAAGAUUGAGAGAUCUUUUCGGUGAAGUAGGGGAGCUGGGGACAUCGUGAUGUGACAAGAGCCGUGGGCUCAGAGGCUGGGGACCUGGGUGUUUAACCCAACUCUUGUGAGUGGUGUGGCUUUCAUAGCUUUGGUUCUCUGGUCUUCACUUUAUCUGCCAAGUGAAGACAUUUGACUGGAUGUCGUGAUCUUGAGUUGCUUUCAGCUCCAGAAUUCGAAGACCCCUUCCAUUGGGCAUUCAUCUAAUUUCAAAGAUGCUCCCUGGCUCCAGCUCUGCAGUGAAGCAGAACAAACUGAUACAGCCUAGCUUGGGGGUGGGGAGUCGGCCCUCCUUUUCCCCUCCCUUCCCAGGUCCUCUGGGUGAUUGGGGGAAACUGAGAAGCCGUUCUCUUCUCCAGAGCACUCCAUUUAACAAGCAUUGCAGAGCCUGGCUCGUGCUGCAGUGAACAAAUGCUGACUUCAGCCUUUACCCUGGGUUUCAGGUCACACUGAUUGUUUGCAAAACAUGUUCUUUUUUUGUCACUUGCCAGUACUUGUUCUCUGUGAGUAAAACACAAACACAUCCUCAGGGAUGUUGCACACCAGUUUGCAGCCUGCAGCUUCUGCCCUCUGGCCUGCCCAGGUCCUCGGCUCCGGGACGAGGAUGCUCCGGGAUUUCGGGAGACAGCAGUUGUUUUGACAUGAAUCUCAAAGUUCCUACAAAGCUUAUUUCUUUGAAGAAGGCCAAAAAAAAAAAUGAAACAUUUUCAGAUCUUUGUUUUCAGAUUAUUCAAGUCCAGAAUGUUGGAUAAGAUUUUUGAAGAAGAGAUUUAUGCUUGAGAUUCCUUUUAGUUUCUUUCUUUCUUUUCUUUUCUUUUCUUUUUUUUUUUUUUUUAGGUGACUUGGCCAGUUUGGGUUUUUACGGUGUUCAGGGAAAGGGUUAAGAAGUUAAUUUGGGAAGUACAGUCAUGUGUUGUACAAGUUGCUGUCUACUGAUCCCUUCAUUGAGCAAGUAAACUUCACACAUUCUCGUGUCUGCAAAGCAUGUGGAUGCAUGGGCAGUUAUGUGUAUGAACUUUUUUUUUUUUUGAGAAUGGCUUUAGUGUUCAGACCAAGGAUGGAAUGAAAGAUCACGUGUGCUUUCCACUGUAGAGCUGCCCUGCUUGUUUUGAUUUUAUAGUUAUUCUAAGUGUUAAGUUCCUUCAUCUUUCAAAGCAAAUUCCUUUGAUCCCUGAAAAUCAGCUAAUGUUUGGGAGGCAAUUAAAAGAUGAGGCUGUGGGGUUGGGGUGAAGGCUUCCCCAGCAGGAAGAGAGGAGAAGCCCACUGGAUCUGGGAGCACGGUGCUAGGACUCUCUAAGCGUGACCUCCUUCAGUUUGGCCCAGAGUGGUCAGAUAGUUUGCCGGGGCAUAGGAUGGAUGACAGGCCUCAUACGCAUCACGUCUGAAGGGAAAGCCCUUGAAUUUUCCACGCUACUUUUUAGUAACAGUAGGCUUUGUCAUAAUUGGCUUCAUGUUCCAGCUUUCCUAAAACUGUAAGUGAUGUUGGGUGGGCCAGCAGCAAAAUAAUUCACUUUACAAUUUGCAUGAUAGUCUGGAAUGAACCGAAUACCUAAAACCAGGAAAUAAUAGUAGAUAUUUAAUGGUUUGGGGAUCAAAUAAGAAUUUACUCCCAGAUGUUUCCUAAUUAAUUGGAAAAAGCAGAAGGUUGCUGGAAGGCCAUCUCCAUUGGGCAUUUACAGGUGAAAUUCACUCUUCAACUAGGAUUUUACUCAUGGGAUGCCUGUGUUCUUCAUUUGAACCCAAUUUUACCUAUCAUCUACAAAAAAAGAAAACUAUUAAGAGUUAAAAAAAAAAAAAGAGAGAGAGAGUCUUGAACUUUGAAAUCCUUCAUCCACGUUUUAUAAAGUGUGGGGUCAGAUUUUUUCCCUAGUUGAAAUUGAGGAAAUGAGAGUUGCCAAUAUGAUUGGAUUUGUACUGCCAAGAUGGGGUUUUAGCACUUCUAAUGCAUUCUGGCAAGGCUGGUAUACUUGUAUCAAGUGCACAGCCCCACUACCACCAGCUCUACCACCCACAAAAAUAAAAACUAGCAAAAUAAAAUAUGAGCCAACAGAAUUCUGUGGGAAUGGCAAGUGUUUUGUUUUUGUUUUUAGUAGUAAUCUUUGCGAGAACAUUCCAAAGAUGAUAGUUUUACAUUUGUAUGUUUUUUUCCGAGGCACUUUUGAAUCAUCAGAUAGAUUAAAUAUAAGUUCCAUGUAUUUUUGAAGGUGGGAGUGUUCUUUGGUACAGUUCCCCCAAAAAACUGGUUCUCAUGAGGCUUAUGUGGUAAUUCUGUUAACGAGAAUGUAUGAUUAUCUGGGAUACUCUGUUCUGCUCUCCAUCCUGGAUAAGAGUUUACUUUGAAAGUCUAGUUGAUCUUUUGUGAUUUCUGCACAAUGUAAAAGGUACUUUAACUUCAGGAGAUAGGGCCAGCAAUCAGAUUUGAUGAUGGAAAAGAGUAGUGUAGCAUUUAAGCAUAAUGUAUACUCUAUAAUAAAUGUUUACAAGUCCAAAAGUGUGCCAUCAGAAAGUAACCAGAUCAAAGGAGAGGUGACCAGAGAAGCUGGAAAGAUAAGAAAUAAACAAGUUUCAAGGUUACUGAUCUGUAGCUGUUGCUGUCCAUGCUUCUUGGCAGCUUUAAUUAUGACAGGGAGAGGGACCCAGAGGGAGAGAGAGAGACUGACUUACACAUAAAGGCAUUUUAUCACAAAGCCAUCUAAAACAAAAGUGUUAAAGGCACAAUGCUGUGUUUAAAAAGCAUGUACUUCUUUAAGAGCUCAAAUUUAAAUAUAUAAUACAAACUUAAGAUCCAAGGAAGAAAAUGGACCCAGGACACGAAGAGAAGUUAACGCCACAGGUAAUGCAGAUGGCCAAGAGAUGUGUGAAAAAGAUAAUCCAGCCUCACCAACAGCCACAGAAUUGAAAUGAGAUACCUGUUUCUGCUUCUGGCAUUGGGAAAGAAAGAAAAAUGGCACUAGCAGCCUUUUUUUUUUUUUUUUUUUUUUUUCCCCAAAAAAUUUGCUACUCUUGAGGUUCUGUCAAAGAAUGUGCUGUGGCCUCUAGAAGCAUUUUUAAAAAGAGACUUUCACAAGUGAUUGUGCAAAAUUGUGAGGUCACUGAAUAGGUGUGUAUCCUCCUAAGGAGGUAGCGUUGGAGGAGCUGUUCUUGUUCAAUUUACUCAGCACCUGUGAAGAGGCUUCACUGUGAUUUGCCUGUACAGGUGUGCAGGUAAAAAUCUAAGUUCCACAGGUAGUGCAAAAAAAUCUACCUCCCUAGGUACCUCGUACAUUUAUCACAGUUUCCUGGUAAACAGUUCUGCUGUUGUUGACAAAAUUUUAUCAGAAACAUUGCAUACUCUUCUCUAAAUAGUAGUUUCCCUACAAGUGGCUGUCUUCAGUUUAGUCGUUUAAGUUAUGUUGACAUAAAUGAUUAUGUGUGUGGCAGGGGCUUUUGCGUAGGUUGUUGAAACAUUGCACCUUUUGGACUAACAGUUUUUACCAAAAUAGGCAGAAGUGACAUUUGCAGCCACAGCUGUGUGGCAUUGAGCGUCUAAGGUAUGUGUAAUAGGCAGUGUAUCGGUAGCAUUGAUACCUUGGUCAACACCAGUAAGCCAUGUAAUUGCCCAGAAGUGGGCUCUAACACUAGUUUUAGGAGAUGCAGCCAAAACGACAAAGCUGGAGGCCUCUCCCUCUGAGCUUGGCCUCCACUUGGUCAAAACAGUCCCCAGUUUGUCCCUACGGGACACAGGCCUGCCUUGUUAGGAAAUCAGCAACAUUUAGGAGCCCACAAUACCUCACAUAACUCUGUGUACAGUAACAGAGAAUGGAAAUAGGGCUGUAAGCAUGAACAACCAGUCAAGUUACAAAUAUAGAAUACUCUCUCAAUUCCACUUUAGUUAGUCAUGGAGGGACAGUGUGAGUUUUAUAAACUUAUAAGGAAUAUACAAACAGUUCCAAAUUUAAAAUAACUUGAAGUAACUUUUAAGUGUGUGAAAAGAAUAUUUUUUUCCACCCUGUCCAUUUAAGCAUCUGUGACAGGCAGUAUUAAGUGAUGGGUGUCUUUACGUACACAUGCCUGUUGCUCACAGUACUGGGGAAGAGUUGCAAAAUAGUCACCCAUUCUGCAGUGAUUUCUCUCUUCUUAUUUGUGAAAGACUCAAAAAAAAAAAAAAAAAAAAAAAAAAAAAAAACAACAACAAAAAAAAGGCCAGGCACGGUGGCUCAGACCUAUAAUCCCAGCACCUUGGGAGGCCAAGUCAGGUGGAUCACAAGGUCAGGAGAGCGAGACCAUCCUGGCUAACACGGUGAAACCAACCCCGUCUCUACUAAAAAUACAAAAAAUUAGCUGGGCGUGGUGGUGGGCGCCUAUAAUCCCAGCUACUCGGGAAGCUGAGGCAGGAGAAUUGCUUGAACCCGGGAGGUGGAGGUUGCAGUGAGCCGAAAUUGUGCCAUUGCACUCUAGCCUGGGCGCCAGAGCAAGACUCUGACUCAAAGAAAAAAAAAAUAGGGGGGAUGUGGGUUGUGAGAGCGACACUGUGUGUCCAUGCGUGAAGAAACCCGGCUCAUGAUGACCUCGCCCCAGAACGCCGAAGCAGGGCCGGUCCAGCCUGGAUUUCACAGUGUUCUUCAUUGCCUUUGUCCUUGAUUUUUUGUCGUUACCAUUAUAACUUAUCUCUCUUUCCCAAAUGUAUAAGUAGGCUUUGAAUAUGAGUUUAAAAGAAAGAAUUCGGGGAUGAUUUCAGAGUACACUAGAAUAUUUUUUAAAAGAAUAUUUUAUAAAAAUACAGUGAUAGUAAAAGAAGUAGAAGGCCAAAUUCCGCCCCCAGCCCCUUCUUAAUAUUGGACUUUAUUCCUUUGCUUUUUUCCCUUGCUGCCAUCUAAGGAGGCUUUCUGUGCUAUAGCAUCCAGUUCCUCUGCCAGGCAUUUCUGUAAAGAUGAGGCACCUUCCACUGUUUUAUUCUCCAUCAUUAGAGCACGUGUCCUGCUGACUCGGAGCAGAGGGGAGGCACACGGGGGUGAACAUUCCCUGACAGAUUGGAUGUCUCUUAACUCUUUUUUCCUGGUAUCAAAGAAUGGCACAAUUUAGUUGAUUUGAUAGCGUUACCAAAUCGUUUUUCCUUUAGAAUGAAUCUAGAAUGCAGAUAGAUUCUGAGGUCCAGAUGGGCCUCUCUCCACCAACCUGUGACCAGUGUACCUGUGAUUUUAUCACUGCACAUUCAUAGAAAGGUUACAGGGCUAAUCUUCCCGUGAUAUGAAUCAUGAAAGUCAAAAUUUAUGAAUGAAAAUAAAAAGGAAUGAAGUACUGAUAUAUGCCACACCAGAGAUAAAUAUUGAAAACAUUACCUAUGCUAAGUAAAAGAAGCCAGUCACAAAAGACACUACCUAUUGUCUGAUUCCAUUCAUGUAAAAUAUCCAGAAUAGGCAAAUCUAUAGCGACGAAAAGUGUAAUAGUGAUUGCCUGGGAAAGGGGCGUGGGAAGCAUGGCUAACGGGUAUUGGGUUUUUCUUUGGGGUGAUGAAAAUAUUGUUAAGAUUAAUUGUGGUGGUGUUUGUACAACUCUCUAAAUAUACUAAAAGCUACCAAAUUGUACACUCUAAAUGGGUGAGUUAUAGGGUAUGUGAAUUAGAUCUCAAUAAAGCUAUUGUAAAAAAUGUGUGAAGGAAGGGGAAGCAUCCUAUAACCUAUACCAUCCCAACAGCCCAGCUAGAGGACGAUUCCUGAGCCUCCUUCUCAGCCUUUGUGUUAAUUCUUUGCAUUGAUGACUUCUCUCUCUUUACCCUUACUAAUUAGCUCUCAAAACCUCUAUUUAAUAAUGAUGCUAUUUAUAACUUUCCUCCUUCUGGUUUCUUGCUUGCCCUUUUUGUGGUGUUUGCUUGUUUUUCUUUUUUCUCAAUACUCUGCCCAGCGUUGCGUGUUGGUUCCGGAGACUUAAGUGAUCCAGUGGGCACUGUCAGGCAAUUAUUUCUUUUGCUCAUUAAUUAAGUGUUCACAGAUACAUUCAGCAGCCAAACCUUGUGGCAUGCCUUCUGUCCCAGACAGUGAGAAUCUACUUGGAACUUGGAUAUUUCUGUGAGCCUUGAUUAUAUACACCACCAAGGGGAUGGCAUAGAACUAAGUUUUUUCUUCUUCUCCACAACAGACUUUGUUCUUUAAUUUCACAAGCUUGACAUAGCCUAUAAGACAUCAUAGUGGUACCAUAGACAGUUUUCCCUUGAUGCCCAUGGGGGAUUUGUUCUGGGACCUCCCACAGAUACCAAAAUCCACAGGUUUAUCAGCAAGGGUCACUGCUCAAUUGCAACAACUGAAGCAGAAGCUCCUCUCAUCAGAGGCAGUUACUGCAGCAUGUUCUGUAGGGCAAAUAUAACCAUAUGUAAGUGACUGUGCUAUCAGGAGACAGAACAACAAGACCCAGAAAGACUCAGUGACCCACAGAGCCAGUUCCACCCAAACAAGUCUUAGUAAUGAGAUUAGAUAAUGAGAGUGUAUUUUCUUCAUCAAUUCAUGUAGCUCAGCAAGGCUGGAAACUGCUUGCACACUUCUGCAGAGAAAAAAAAAAGUUCCAUUUGCUGGAACUCAAUAAAUAAAGAAGGCCUUAGUGGGUACGUGUUAUCUCCUUAGCAUCACCUGGAUGCCUGACCCUUUUCCAGAGUGUCAUGUUGCCUGGGUUUUGUCCUUCAGUCUAAGUGAUACACCUCUUAGUGUGGCGGAGAAAAGGGUGCUGUAUUUCUUCCUGAUGGAUACAUGCUUAAAUGGAAAAGUAGCAUGAGAUGAACUCCCAUAGCCCCUUCCUUUUAUUAUUUUUAAAAUAUUCAUUCAUUUAUUUAUUUAUUUUUGAGAUGGAGUCUCACUCUGUCACCCAGGCUGGAGCGCAGUGGCGCGAUCUCAGCUCACUGCAACCUCCGCCUCCCGGGUUCAAGCAAUUCUCCUGCCUCGGCCUCCCGAGUAGCUAGGACUACAGGUGUGCCCACCACCACACCUAGCUAAUUUUUGUAUUUUUAGUAGAGAUCGGCUUUCACCAUGUUGACCAGGCUGGUCUUGAACUCUUGACCUCAGGUGAUCCACCCGUCUCGGCCUUCCAAAGUGCUGGGAUUACAGGCGUGAGCCACUGUGCCUGGCCGGCCCUUCCUUUUAGACAAUAGAAACAUGCUGCAACCACAUACCACCAUAAACACGGUGGGGGAAGAGGCUGCAAUCAACAGUCAGGAGGAUCUGGGUUCCAAGCCCAGGUUUGCAGUGUAACAGCUGUGUGCUCUUGGUGUGAACAUUUGGUCAUGUACAAAUGAGGAUAAUGAUACUGCCCCCUUGUGAUCAUUAGGGGGAUUAAAUUAAAUGCAGAAAUAUAUGUGAGAUGCUUAAUGUGUUGUAAGGCGCAUGGAAUAUAUUUAGUGAAUAUUAACUGUAUAUUAAUACAAAGUCCUGUAUUCAGAAUCUCCAGUAUAAAUUACAUUUAUAUAGUAGAGAUAUGAAUAGUUUUUGUGAACAAGAAGACCUGGAACUUCAGGUGACUAGAAGCUCAGAGUGAGCCAGCUAUGUUUGAUGAUAGUUAUUCUUAAGAUCACACAGAGAAACGGCAAGCAAGCUGCUUUGGGCAAAAAAGAGCAUUUCUACACUGUUCAGACUGCCUCUGUACUGUUAGAAUAGGUCUAGGGCGUGUUGCGUGAGUGGUGACUGAGUAAGAUGUUCAGAGGGAAGCCGUGACCGUCAUCUUGGAAUAUUGUUUGAAAGUCUGACCUGUACAAAGCAGCACUCACUUCCCCUGCGUGUCAGACACCUGCAUGAGGGCUGGGGAGGGUCCAGUACAGGAAAGCGCAUUUUUAAUAUGUGUAUGGAGGAAGUUCGUCAAGAUGGGUGCCAUCUGGCAGUGGAGUAGCACUUCCUGGAAAGUAAUGAGCUCCCUUGGACUUUGUUUGAAGAGUCACCCAGGUUUUUGUAAAGAAGUGUUUCAGAUCAGUAUGCAAUGGAUGACUGUAAAUUUCUCUUCAGAUCUAAGAAUCUGUGAUUGGAUGAAAGGGAGAAAGGACUGCAUAAGUGCUUGUUGCUUGUAAACUGGGCCAGGUGGAUGUCAUGGCCCUAGGAGCUUCUUGCCUGCCUUUGCAUGCCAUAAAGCAGUCCUGCAACCCAGUGUCACCUCAGAGGGAUGGGAAUGUAGAAGAAGAGAGUGAAUAGGGACAGUGAUGAGGGGUGAAAAUAUGUAACUCCUUGCCCCUUCUGUAUACCCUAGUACAUUAGGAAGUUCACCCUUGUCUAGGCUUCCUGUUAGGAAGACAGCAGACUCAAAAUGGAGUCUCAACCCCUUUCAAAGACUGCAAGAUCUCCUUGUACACACUGGACUUGGGAGAAAAUGAGAGCUUUCAGGCCUGCUAUCUUAACAGGUUCAGAAAGGUGUGGUCCAGCCCCCUGACUAACCAGCCCUGCUGUGCACACUGAGAAUUCUGCUCAGGUGUACCUUUCUGUGUGCUCCUGGGUGCACCCCCAAAGUGCUGGUUCUCUUGAAAACCUUUUUAUUUAGGUUCAGACAGACAAACUGUGGUAUCUUCCAUUCUGACCAUAAAGUGUUUCUUCUGGGUCUAACUACUAUAGUGGGAUAUUUUCUCUAGAACAAGAGGUUGUUUCUUUUUGGCAUUGAGAAAUGUUGCCGAUGUGAUUUUCUUUUGUGAACGUUUAAGACACAGCGCUUGCCACUUGAACUUUCUUUUGCCGUGCGUAGCUGAUUCCACAUAAUGGCUGCAGCUCCAGGCAGAAACCUGUUUGGAAGUUGUUUUAAACUCUUCCUGGAAUCUCUAGGCAGUGGCUCAGUGGGGUUUUUUUCCAACCAUUCCUUAGGAUGACCAGAAGCUUGACAGAAUCCUCUUGUCUUCAUUUUGAGAAAAUAUGUCUUUACUGUGUGUAUGUGCAGCAUUUGGUUUUACCUCGUGGGUCUAAGCAUUUUCAACUAAGCUUCCUUUUCCAACCUAGCAGACUUGUUUAAAGAACUUCAAACUAAUAGCCAAGCUGUAAUACGGUGGCUCUCUCAGCCUGAGAAGCCUGUGCUCACCGUCACUCUCUUCUUCCCUGGGGUGAUAGGGAUGGGGAGUAGUGUGUGUGAGAGGACAGAAGCGAGGAUUGAUUGAAGAUUAUUUUACGAGGCGAGAGCAUGGUGGCACACCUGUCAGCUGAGUGGACUCAGCGCCUGCCCCGGCUAGGCUGUCCUCCUCCUGUGCCAGCCGUGGGUUCCCUGAGUCCCUCUGCAGUCAUUCAUGGGUGCUGAAAAUAAAGAUACCCUUUCUGUCGAAAGUGUUCGCCGGGCUGCCUCUGCCUCCCUGGAAAAGCAGCAGGGCACACAGGCUUCCUAGGCAGCCCCUGAGGGAGGGGCUCUUUUUAUUGUCACUCUGGUUAGUUUGAAGACCAGACAGAAGGCAGCAAAAACCAACCCUUUGUUGAAAACUCUUUGCCUUUAGGCCCUUGGUACCAUGUUCAUGAGGCUCCAGAUAAUUCCACAAAUACAUUAUUAUUGUUACCUAGACUUGGGGACAGAGAAGGGUGAAACAUGGGUCUGGGAAUUCACAGAUGAAUAUACUGUAAUCCCCUCGAGCACAUUUCUUUUAAAGGAAUGGGGGUAUUCUAAAGGAGUGAACACUCCACUGGGGGGCUGCUAGGCCCCUGUGAACGGUGGCAGCCUUGGCCACGGUGUGUGCUGUGAUCUCUCCUGGGUCCCCCGGGCAUCCUCAGACCUCCCCCACACCCAACCCACAGUCCCUUCUCCAUCCAUCUGCUGACCACACCCCAGGAUGUUUCCAGCUCAGAUCACGCCUGAUUGCAUCCACACAAACUGCACGCCAGGCAUUUCCGUUUGGAUGUGUACACAAAAACAACACGUCCCAGACUGAGCUGAUCUUUCUGUACCCCUCAAAAGAAAAGUUCUGUACCCGGCCAGGCCUGGUGGCUCACACCUGUAAUCCCAGCACUUUGGGAGGCCAAGGCAGGAGGAUCACGAGGUCAGGAGAUUGAGACCAUCCUGGGUAACACGGUGAAACCCUGUCUCUGCUAAAAAUACAAAAAAUUAGCUGGGCAUGGUGGCGGGCGCCUGUAGUCCCAGCUACAGGAGAAUGGCAAGAAUCCGGAAGGCAAAGCUGGAGCUUGCAGUGAGCUGAGAUUGAGCCACUGCACUCCAGCCUGGUGACAGAGUGACACUCCGUCUCAAAAAAAAAAAAAAAAAAAAAGAAAUUCUGUACCCUUCCAGAUGGUCCUGGACAUAUCUUGAAUCUACCCUGCUUUUCCUCAUCUGCACUGCUGUCCUCUUGAUCUGGGCUACUGAGGCUAGAAUGCACAUCUGAUCAUGUGCCUCCUGCUUAAAAUAGUAUUUUUCCUCUUAAGAGUAGUCCAAACUCCUAUUGCUGGAUUAAAAGGCUGUUCCAGGCUCUCCCUACCUCAGGGCACACCAUCUUUCCUCCCAGUCUCCCCUCCCCUCUGUCUCCAGUGCUUCCAUCCUUCAGUCAUGCUGAGGUUGUCUUUGUUACCUUUGCUUCUCUUGGCCCGCACUCUCUGUUGGCUCUGCCAGCAUCCCUAUGCACCUGCUAGCUCCUACUCACUUGUCCAGCUUUGGCCUGGAAGUCCCUUCCCCUGGCAGGCAGCCCUAAGCUACCCUUUGCUUGCUACUGGCUCAUAUUCUCACUGCUUGUCCUCAGGCUGUGAGCCCUGGGAGGGCUGGGCUGAGUCCCCGAACCUGCCACGUCUAUAGGGUGUAACCUACCUGAGGCCUGACUGCUAAAAUCAAAAGAAGCCUUUCUCAUUUGCUUAGCUGAGCUAAGUCCUUUCUGGAGAAGAAUGCCCACGUCCUGGGUGGACUUCUGUUCGGCCUGGGGCAGGACGCUGCAUGUCAGUUCACCUAGAGCCCCUCGCUUGCCCUCACCCCUCUCCCUUUCCUUCUCCUCCCCGUGUUGUCUCAUGGUCAGUUCCUCUCCUGGCAAGGCAAGAGAAUCAUAAAAUCUCUUUGGACCAUGUGUCUCUCUGAUGCACUUUGGAGGUUGAAGCUCACUUUCGUGAAGUUAGGAGCGGUUAAUCCUCCUGCACGAGGAUGCAUGCCUGCUAGGGAAAGCCUCCCUGCGUUUAUAUGGAACAGUGGUGUGUACCUUAGGGCAACCCAGAAACAGCUGAGAUGGCCCUAAACUCUUCCGUAUUUUGAUUCAGAAGCUUUACCUUAUUUGAACAUCUGCAGAAUAAGUUCUUUCCUUUAGAAAUGAUUGGGGAUAAAAUUGUUUGCAUUAUGAAAUAUUGUAUGGCCAGGUGGCCCCUCUUUCAUGUUUUGUUCCUUGUGAAGAGGUUGAGUCUCCUAUUUUUUUUUUUUUUUUGGAGAUAGAGUUUUGUUCUUGUCCCUCAGGCUGGAGUAAAAUGGUGCAAUCUUGGCUCACUGCAACCUCCGCCUCCUGGGUUCAAACGAUUCUCCUGCCUCAGCCUCCCAAGUAGCUGGGAUCACAGGCACGUGCCACCACACCUGGCUAAUUUUUGUAUUUUUAGUAAGAGAUGGGGUUUCGCCAUGUUGGGCAGGCUGGUCUUGAACUCCUGACCUCAGUUGAUCUGCCCGCCUCGGCCUCCCAAAGUGCUGGGAUCACAGGCGUGAGCCACCACGCCCAGCCUAUGGUAUGCUUUUAAAAAUGGUUUCUCUGCACUAAUGAUUAUUUAAAAAAAAAACUCUGGCAAGAACAAAAACAAAUGGUUUUUUAAAAACUCUAGAAAUAAUUUGAUACAUUCGAGGACUCUGGAGAGGGAGAGAGUUAAAGGCUGAUGUGUGUGACUCUUUUUCCUCUCCCCCCAAGGAAAAAAAAUGAAGAGAAGGAGCUUUUAAGUGCAGUGCCUCGUUUUUAUGUGAUUGCAAACCUGAACCAAUCCUUUUAGUGGUGGAUGUGGGACAUGUUAGCUUUUCCAACAGUUUAGAUGGGCCUUUGUUUUUAUUGUUGGUCACUGUAAGAAUUCCAAGGAAUAGAAGGAUCUCAUGGGCAAAAUCAGUUUGCUUUUUUCUCUGUAUAUUUGUUAGUUUAUAGCAGCUUCUAUUUUCCUCCUAUUUUUAAAAGCUGAAAUGCCUUUAAUCGCACUCAGUGUGUUUAUUCAUGGAAGCCAGAGAAGAGGGUCCCUUCCUUUCCCCCAUAGCGCCGUAAUUGGAAAUUUGGUAGUACUAGGUGAAAUUCUCAGUUUUGGCGCUCGCAUGGAACAGCCAUCCAUCUGCUGGCGAGACACACUGCCCGGGGCUUUUCAAGAAAUCCCUUAAUGGUCCUGAACACUAAUAAUAUUUAUAUACAUUGAGAUGAGACAAAAUUUACAGCGGGCUCUGGGGCUGGCUCCAGGACUCUCUAAUCCCACACUUGCUCACGUUCUCUUGCUUGCCUCCUAGAAUCCUUUCAGGUUGUGCUUCAGUGAGGGGAGCAUGGUGUCCGUCUCUGCAGCAAUGCUUAUUUAUGCAGUUCGUCCUCUAACAAACAGAGCAACUUUCCUUUUGACCUUCCCCUCUUCUCCCCAUCACAUUCCAUUGCUGCCCCCGCAUAGAGCAUGUGCUUAUGCAUAGUUUGCAUCAUUUAACACGAAGGAACCCCUUGAUUUGUGAUCCCUUUAAGAAGUUGCUCUGUAUAUAAAGAAAAUGAUUUUUCCUGGUUGGUUUUACUGAAGUUCCUUCAGAAAUAGCUCCCACCACCGAAACACACCUGACUUCCCCAGCCUGUGUAUCGGUUGUGGCACGGACUGACUGACUGGAUGGUAUAAUUUCACUCACUCCUUUGGGAAGUUUCGGGGGACUACUGCUCAGAUGUGUGGGAAAUGCGGAAUAUAUCUACAGGUACUUUGUCAGUUUUUUUUUUUCUUUUCUUUCUCAUCCUGGAAAAUCCCGGCAUUGAUAUUUAGGUAUAACUAUUUGCAAGCAAGUGCAGAGGGACAUUUUUCUGUUCUUUUCAACGUUCUUAUUACUACUGCAUUAAUAGCUACUUGAUCUUAAUGUCUAUUACACAUCAUUUUAUAUAAUGUUUUCUUUAAAUUGUCAGGGAAAGGGAUUCUGCAAGUAGAUGUUGGUCCCCCCAGUUAGUGUCUGAUGAUGAUGGUAAGAUUCUCAGAGUUUCCUUCCUCUAAUGACAAAGCAUGGUGAUGGUGAUGUCUGAAGAGCAGCCUCGGUGCUCCAAGAUGGGUGUAUGCUUAAUACUGCUGGCACACGCCUGACGAGCGGGAAUGUGAGCGUUGUUUCUGUAACCAGUUUUACUGAACCUCACAGAUCCAUUAUACGACGUGAAUUUUGUGGGAAUAACAUAGGCUGGGAGUCUGCUCUCUUCCAGCCUGGUCCCUCUCUUCUUUCAGCCCUACCCUCUCUGAUCAUCAUGUCCCUUGCACUGCGGCCAGGUAACCUUUCUGAUACGAAGGUCUGGGCAUGUUGUUCCCUUGCCUAAAACUUUCCAUGGUUUCGUAUUAUCCACAGUUGGGCUAAACCCUCUGGGACAGGCCUUCAGUGCCUCCCCGGGCAGUGGUCCCUGGCCUUCUUCAGUAACACCCAAGCCCUUGCACCCACAGUGACCUCGUUGCUUUUACAAGCAUUUACAUGUGAUGUUCUUUAUUCCUCCCUUGCUCAUCUUUCCACUUUCAACUCCACAAAACCGUCCUCGGCACCCAGAAGCCCAGGAAACACCAGGCAGCUCCACUCACUCCCGUACUUGCUGUGUCGUCCGUUCCCUGGGGACAGGAUUGUCGCUGAUCCUGCGUGCAUCUGUCUGGCACACAGGUGCAGCACACAUUAAAUAGCUGCUAAAUGAAUAAAUGAAGAAUAGAUGGAAUUAUAUUCUGUUGUGACCAGUUUAAAAACAUGAAAUUGGAAUACCCAAUUGCAGUGUUUCUUUAGAUCUUGGACCUUGAGGUGACCUCUGUAAUGGAUAUAUUUGAAAUUAUUAACUGUCUUCAAGUGGGGGUUUGAUGAGAGAGAGAGAGAGUGUGUGUGUGUGUGUGUGUGUGUGUGUUUACAGAAAAUAUGCUAGGUUUGUACAUUCAAAUUUGUGUUAUCCUCUUCAAGAAAGUCACCUUGGUAGACAGCAUAUAUAUCCCAACAUUUUAGGAACUCAUAAAAUGCAUACUUUUUUGGUGUGAUCAGAGAUGGGUAACUCCUUAUUACUUGUGGGUUAGAUUAGUUUUUGGAAAUAGCCUGGAGUCAUUGAGAGCCAAUCCUUAUCAACAAAAUGGCAUAAAUGGACAGGAAUGGGUUUCUUCUUCACUUUAGAGAUAGCUCUGAAGACAUGUCUCAGUUGGGAUUAGUUCAGUUGCAUAUAUGAAUAGCAGUCAUUGAAACAAGAUAAAAGUGUAUGUCUCUCACAUCUAAAGAAGUCUGGAGUAAGCAGUCCAGGGUUAGCCUAGCGGCCCCACUCUCAUAAGGGACUAAGUUCCUUUUAUCUCGCUUCACCAUUCUUGAUGUUUCGCCUUGUGGUCCAAGGUUGGUACUUGAGCUCCAAGCAUUACUACUGCAUUCCAGCCAGCAAGGAGGAGGAUGGCCAUGCCCUCUUUGUUCUCAGGAGUCUUCCAGGAAGUUCCAGUCACAACGUUUGUUUAUAUCUCACUGGCCAGAACUUAAGUCAUAUGGCCACCUCUAGCUACAAGGAAGGCUGGGAGAUGUAGUCUGUAACUGGAUGGCCAUAUUAUCAACUAAAAAUUACUGAAAAUGACAAGAAGAAUAAAUAAUGGAAGGCAACCUGUUGUUUCUGUCAAAGGAUGACUUCAAAAGAGAAAGUUGCAAAAGUAUUUCAAGCUUGACAGUAUCAUGACAGUUUUCUUCAGAGGUGACGCUAUUCAUUUGCAUGUCCAAGUUCUGAUAUCUGUUUUCAAGUUCACCUAUUUGCAGCGAAAUAGGAACUCUUGGAGGCAACUAGUGGGUGUGUAAACCGGUACAAACUUUCUAGAGGACAGUUUAACCCAACAAGAUGAAUUCUGGAAAUUGAUCCUAAUGAAAUGUUAAGGGUGCUCAUGAAGAUUGCUUUGCCGAUUGCAAUAAUAAAAAGUAAAGAAAAUAUCUUAUAAUUGGGGACAGGUGUAACUUAUGAUACAUUCCACAAUGGAGUGUAAUACUGCUGUUAAAUGUUUGUGGAAUUCACAAUCUUUUAUGCCAAAAGAAAGCUUUCAGAAUGGCUUGUCUUUUUUGUAGAUACUUGUAUUUAUAUGUCCAUGCACAUACAUAAGAAAGGACCAGGGAAGGUCUGCUUGAAGAUAUUAAUAAAGGGGUCACUUGUGGGUAGGUGGACUUACUUGUUCUCUAUAUUCUCUUUACUUGUUUGUGAUCUCUGGUUUUUUUAAUCAUGUAUUUUUAUUACAAGAAAAAACAAAUUCUAGAAUCUCCACUCAAUAUUGCAUGUCAGAGUCAAAAAGAUACACAUUUAAAUAAUUUUGUAUUGUUUUCCAAUUUGAGGAUAAAGUAGGAAAUGUAUAAUGCAAACCAGAUUUCAUAUUUUGUUGAUUUAGACUUAAUUUACAAGUAAGGCUGACAGCCCACAGAGUGUGAUCACGACAGCAUUGUUAUGGAAAUAAAUGCCAGCUCAUGCAUUUGGGAUGUACACCAUGGAUCUGUGGUUAUUAGAUACUGAUUUCACUUUAGCACACGAAGAGGCUUAGCGGAGGUGGCUUCUAAUAUCCUAUGGUUCUGUGGGCUCGGAGAUGCUACUCACCCACUUGUCAGAGGCAUUGAAACCAGAGCAACUGCAUCUUGAAUAGGAGCUAGGUAAAAUGAGGCCGAAUUCCCAGACAGUUAAGACAUUCUGAGUCACAGGAUGAGGUUAAAGGUCAGCACAAAAUACAGGUCAUAAAGACCUUGCUGAUCUAGCAGAUGCAGUUAAAGAAGCCGGCGCAAACCCACCAAAACCAAGAUGGUAACGAGAGUGACCUGUGAUCGUCCUCACUGCUGCACUCCCACCAGCGCCAUGAGUGUUUACAUGUCAUAGCAACAUCAGGAAGUUACCCUAUAUGGUCUAAAAUGGAGAGUGUGCCCAAGCACGUGUGGGAAGCGGGCGUGCACCGAGAACAAUGAGUGCUGCCACCCCGAGUGCCUGGGCAGCUGCAGCGCGCCUGACAACGACACGGCCUGUGUAGCUUGCCGCCACUACUACUAUGCCGGUGUCUGUGUGCCUGCCUGCCCGCCCAACACCUACAGGUUUGAGGGCUGGCGCUGUGUGGACCGUGACUUCUGCGCCAACAUCCUCAGCGCCGAGAGCAGCGACUCCGAGGGGUUUGUGAUCCACGACGGCGAGUGCAUGCAGGAGUGCCCCUCGGGCUUCAUCCGCAACGGCAGCCAGAGCAUGUACUGCAUCCCUUGUGAAGGUCCUUGCCCGAAGGUCUGUGAGGAAGAAAAGAAAACAAAGACCAUUGAUUCUGUUACUUCUGCUCAGAUGCUCCAAGGAUGCACCAUCUUCAAGGGCAAUUUGCUCAUUAACAUCCGACGGGGGAAUAACAUUGCUUCAGAGCUGGAGAACUUCAUGGGGCUCAUCGAGGUGGUGACGGGCUACGUGAAGAUCCGCCAUUCUCAUGCCUUGGUCUCCUUGUCCUUCCUAAAAAACCUUCGCCUCAUCCUAGGAGAGGAGCAGCUAGAAGGGAAUUACUCCUUCUACGUCCUCGACAACCAGAACUUGCAGCAACUGUGGGACUGGGACCACCGCAACCUGACCAUCAAAGCAGGGAAAAUGUACUUUGCUUUCAAUCCCAAAUUAUGUGUUUCCGAAAUUUACCGCAUGGAGGAAGUGACGGGGACUAAAGGGCGCCAAAGCAAAGGGGACAUAAACACCAGGAACAACGGGGAGAGAGCCUCCUGUGAAAGUGACGUCCUGCAUUUCACCUCCACCACCACGUCGAAGAAUCGCAUCAUCAUAACCUGGCACCGGUACCGGCCCCCUGACUACAGGGAUCUCAUCAGCUUCACCGUUUACUACAAGGAAGCACCCUUUAAGAAUGUCACAGAGUAUGAUGGGCAGGAUGCCUGCGGCUCCAACAGCUGGAACAUGGUGGACGUGGACCUCCCGCCCAACAAGGACGUGGAGCCCGGCAUCUUACUACAUGGGCUGAAGCCCUGGACUCAGUACGCCGUUUACGUCAAGGCUGUGACCCUCACCAUGGUGGAGAACGACCAUAUCCGUGGGGCCAAGAGUGAGAUCUUGUACAUUCGCACCAAUGCUUCAGUUCCUUCCAUUCCCUUGGACGUUCUUUCAGCAUCGAACUCCUCUUCUCAGUUAAUCGUGAAGUGGAACCCUCCCUCUCUGCCCAACGGCAACCUGAGUUACUACAUUGUGCGCUGGCAGCGGCAGCCUCAGGACGGCUACCUUUACCGGCACAAUUACUGCUCCAAAGACAAAAUCCCCAUCAGGAAGUAUGCCGACGGCACCAUCGACAUUGAGGAGGUCACAGAGAACCCCAAGACUGAGGUGUGUGGUGGGGAGAAAGGGCCUUGCUGCGCCUGCCCCAAAACUGAAGCCGAGAAGCAGGCCGAGAAGGAGGAGGCUGAAUACCGCAAAGUCUUUGAGAAUUUCCUGCACAACUCCAUCUUCGUGCCCAGACCUGAAAGGAAGCGGAGAGAUGUCAUGCAAGUGGCCAACACCACCAUGUCCAGCCGAAGCAGGAACACCACGGCCGCAGACACCUACAACAUCACCGACCCGGAAGAGCUGGAGACAGAGUACCCUUUCUUUGAGAGCAGAGUGGAUAACAAGGAGAGAACUGUCAUUUCUAACCUUCGGCCUUUCACAUUGUACCGCAUCGAUAUCCACAGCUGCAACCACGAGGCUGAGAAGCUGGGCUGCAGCGCCUCCAACUUCGUCUUUGCAAGGACUAUGCCCGCAGAAGGAGCAGAUGACAUUCCUGGGCCAGUGACCUGGGAGCCAAGGCCUGAAAACUCCAUCUUUUUAAAGUGGCCGGAACCUGAGAAUCCCAAUGGAUUGAUUCUAAUGUAUGAAAUAAAAUACGGAUCACAAGUUGAGGAUCAGCGAGAAUGUGUGUCCAGACAGGAAUACAGGAAGUAUGGAGGGGCCAAGCUAAACCGGCUAAACCCGGGGAACUACACAGCCCGGAUUCAGGCCACAUCUCUCUCUGGGAAUGGGUCGUGGACAGAUCCUGUGUUCUUCUAUGUCCAGGCCAAAACAGGAUAUGAAAACUUCAUCCAUCUGAUCAUCGCUCUGCCCGUCGCUGUCCUGUUGAUCGUGGGAGGGUUGGUGAUUAUGCUGUACGUCUUCCAUAGAAAGAGAAAUAACAGCAGGCUGGGGAAUGGAGUGCUGUAUGCCUCUGUGAACCCGGAGUACUUCAGCGCUGCUGAUGUGUACGUUCCUGAUGAGUGGGAGGUGGCUCGGGAGAAGAUCACCAUGAGCCGGGAACUUGGGCAGGGGUCGUUUGGGAUGGUCUAUGAAGGAGUUGCCAAGGGUGUGGUGAAAGAUGAACCUGAAACCAGAGUGGCCAUUAAAACAGUGAACGAGGCCGCAAGCAUGCGUGAGAGGAUUGAGUUUCUCAACGAAGCUUCUGUGAUGAAGGAGUUCAAUUGUCACCAUGUGGUGCGAUUGCUGGGUGUGGUGUCCCAAGGCCAGCCAACACUGGUCAUCAUGGAACUGAUGACACGGGGCGAUCUCAAAAGUUAUCUCCGGUCUCUGAGGCCAGAAAUGGAGAAUAAUCCAGUCCUAGCACCUCCAAGCCUGAGCAAGAUGAUUCAGAUGGCCGGAGAGAUUGCAGACGGCAUGGCAUACCUCAACGCCAAUAAGUUCGUCCACAGAGACCUUGCUGCCCGGAAUUGCAUGGUAGCCGAAGAUUUCACAGUCAAAAUCGGAGAUUUUGGUAUGACGCGAGAUAUCUAUGAGACAGACUAUUACCGGAAAGGAGGGAAAGGGCUGCUGCCCGUGCGCUGGAUGUCUCCUGAGUCCCUCAAGGAUGGAGUCUUCACCACUUACUCGGACGUCUGGUCCUUCGGGGUCGUCCUCUGGGAGAUCGCCACACUGGCCGAGCAGCCCUACCAGGGCUUGUCCAACGAGCAAGUCCUUCGCUUCGUCAUGGAGGGCGGCCUUCUGGACAAGCCAGACAACUGUCCUGACAUGCUGUUUGAACUGAUGCGCAUGUGCUGGCAGUAUAACCCCAAGAUGAGGCCUUCCUUCCUGGAGAUCAUCAGCAGCAUCAAAGAGGAGAUGGAGCCUGGCUUCCGGGAGGUCUCCUUCUACUACAGCGAGGAGAACAAGCUGCCCGAGCCGGAGGAGCUGGACCUGGAGCCAGAGAACAUGGAGAGCGUCCCCCUGGACCCCUCGGCCUCCUCGUCCUCCCUGCCACUGCCCGACAGACACUCAGGACACAAGGCCGAGAACGGCCCCGGCCCUGGGGUGCUGGUCCUCCGCGCCAGCUUCGACGAGAGACAGCCUUACGCCCACAUGAACGGGGGCCGCAAGAACGAGCGGGCCUUGCCGCUGCCCCAGUCUUCGACCUGCUGAUCCUUGGAUCCUGAAUCUGUGCAAACAGUAACGUGUGCGCACGCGCAGCGGGGUGGGGGGGGAGAGAGAGUUUUAACAAUCCAUUCACAAGCCUCCUGUACCUCAGUGGAUCUUCAGAACUGCCCUUGCUGCCCGCGGGAGACAGCUUCUCUGCAGUAAAACACAUUUGGGAUGUUCCUUUUUUCAAUAUGCAAGCAGCUUUUUAUUCCCUGCCCAAACCCUUAACUGACAUGGGCCUUUAAGAACCUUAAUGACAACACUUAAUAGCAACAGAGCACUUGAGAACCAGUCUCCUCACUCUGUCCCUGUCCUUCCCUGUUCUCCCUUUCUCUCUCCUCUCUGCUUCAUAACGGAAAAAUAAUUGCCACAAGUCCAGCUGGGAAGCCCUUUUUAUCAGUUUGAGGAAGUGGCUGUCCCUGUGGCCCCAUCCAACCACUGUACACACCCGCCUGACACCGUGGGUCAUUACAAAAAAACACGUGGAGAUGGAAAUUUUUACCUUUAUCUUUCACCUUUCUAGGGACAUGAAAUUUACAAAGGGCCAUCGUUCAUCCAAGGCUGUUACCAUUUUAACGCUGCCUAAUUUUGCCAAAAUCCUGAACUUUCUCCCUCAUCGGCCCGGCGCUGAUUCCUCGUGUCCGGAGGCAUGGGUGAGCAUGGCAGCUGGUUGCUCCAUUUGAGAGACACGCUGGCGACACACUCCGUCCAUCCGACUGCCCCUGCUGUGCUGCUCAAGGCCACAGGCACACAGGUCUCAUUGCUUCUGACUAGAUUAUUAUUUGGGGGAACUGGACACAAUAGGUCUUUCUCUCAGUGAAGGUGGGGAGAAGCUGAACCGGCUUCCCUGCCCUGCCUCCCCAGCCCCCUGCCCAACCCCCAAGAAUCUGGUGGCCAUGGGCCCCGAAGCAGCCUGGCGGACAGGCUUGGAGUCAAGGGGCCCCAUGCCUGCUUCUCUCCCAGCCCCAGCUCCCCCGCCCGCCCCCAAGGACACAGAUGGGAAGGGGUUUCCAGGGACUCAGCCCCACUGUUGAUGCAGGUUUGCAAGGAAAGAAAUUCAAACACCACAACAGCAGUAAGAAGAAAAGCAGUCAAUGGAUUCAAGCAUUCUAAGCUUUGUUGACAUUUUCUCUGUUCCUAGGACUUCUUCAUGGGUCUUACAGUUCUAUGUUAGACCAUGAAACAUUUGCAUACACAUCGUCUUUAAUGUCACUUUUAUAACUUUUUUACGGUUCAGAUAUUCAUCUAUACGUCUGUACAGAAAAAAAAAAGCUGCUAUUUUUUUUGUUCUUGAUCUUUGUGGAUUUAAUCUAUGAAAACCUUCAGGUCCACCCUCUCCCCUUUCUGCUCACUCCAAGAAACUUCUUAUGCUUUGUACUAGAGUGCGUGACUUUCUUCCUCUUUUCCCGGUAAUGGAUACUUCUAUCACAUAAUUUGCCAUGAACUGUUGGAUGCCUUUUUAUAAAUACAUCCCCCAUCCCUGCUCCCACCUGCCCCUUUAGUUGUUUUCUAACCCGUAGGCUCUCUGGGCACGAGGCAGAAAGCAGGCCGGGCACCCAUCCUGAGAGGGCCGCGCUCCUCUCCCCAGCCUGCCCUCACAGCAUUGGAGCCUGUUACAGUGCAAGACAUGAUACAAACUCAGGUCAGAAAAACAAAGGUUAAAUAUUUCACACGUCUUUGUUCAGUGUUUCCACUCACCGUGGUUGAGAAGCCUCACCCUCUCUUUCCCUUGCCUUUGCUUAGGUUGUGACACACAUAUAUAUAUAUUUUUUUAAUUCUUGGGUACAACAGCAGUGUUAACCGCAGACACUAGGCAUUUGGAUUACUAUUUUUCUUAAUGGCUAUUUAAUCCUUCCAUCCCACGAAAAACAGCUGCUGAGUCCAAGGGAGCAGCAGAGCGUGGUCCGGCAGGGCCUGUUGUGGCCCUCGCCACCCCCCUCACCGGACCGACUGACCUGUCUUUGGAACCAGAACAUCCCAAGGGAACUCCUUCGCACUGGCGUUGAGUGGGACCCCGGGAUCCAGGCUGGCCCAGGGCGGCACCCUCAGGGCUGUGCCCGCUGGAGUGCUAGGUGGAGGCAGCACAGACGCCACGGUGGCCCAAGAGCCCCUUUGCUUCUUGCUGGGGGACCAGGGCUGUGGUGCUGGCCCACUUUCCCUCGGCCAGGAAUCCAGGUCCUUGGGGCCCAGGGGUCUUGUCUUGUUUCAUUUUUAGCACUUCUCACCAGAGAGAUGACAGCACAAGAGUUGCUUCUGGGAUAGAAAUGUUUAGGAGUAAGAACAAAGCUGGGAUACGGUGAUUGCUAGUUGUGACUGAAGAUUCAACACAGAAAAGAAAGUUUAUACGGCUUUUUUGCUGGUCAGCAGUUUGUCCCACUGCUUUCUCUAGUCUCUAUCCCAUAGCGUGUUCCCUUUAAAAAAAAAAAAAAGGUAUUAUAUGUAGGAGUUUUCUUUUAAUUUAUUUUGUGAUAAAUUACCAGUUUCAAUCACUGUAGAAAAGCCCCAUUAUGAAUUUAAAUUUCAAGGAAAGGGUGUGUGUGUGUGUAUGUGUGGGGUGUGUGUGUGUGAGAGUGAUGGGACAGUUCUUGAUUUUUUGGGUUUUUUUUCCCCCAAACAUUUAUCUACCUCACUCUUAUUUUUUAUAUGUGUAUAUAGACAAAAGAAUACAUCUCACCUUUCUCAGCACCUGACAAUAGGCCGUUGAUACUGGUAACCUCAUCCACGCCACAGGCGCCACACCCAGGUGAUGCAGGGGGAAGCCAGGCUGUAUUCCGGGGUCAAAGCAACACUAACUCACCUCUCUGCUCAUUUCAGACAGCUUGCCUUUUUCUGAGAUGUCCUGUUUUGUGUUGCUUUUUUUGUUUUGUUUUCUAUCUUGGUUUCCACCAAGGUGUUAGAUUUCUCCUCCUCCUAGCCAGGUGGCCCUGUGAGGCCAACGAGGGCACCAGAGCACACCUGGGGGAGCCACCAGGCUGUCCCUGGCUGGUUGUCUUUGGAACAAACUGCUUCUGUGCAGAUGGAAUGACCAACACAUUUCGUCCUUAAGAGAGCAGUGGUUCCUCAGGUUCUGAGGAGAGGAAGGUGUCCAGGCAGCACCAUCUCUGUGCGAAUCCCCAGGGUAAAGGCGUGGGGCAUUGGGUUUGCUCCCCUUGCUGCUGCUCCAUCCCUGCAGGAGGCUCGCGCUGAGGCAGGACCGUGCGGCCAUGGCUGCUGCAUUCAUUGAGCACAAAGGUGCAGCUGCAGCAGCAGCUGGAGAGCAAGAGUCACCCAGCCUGUGCGCCAGAAUGCAGAGGCUCCUGACCUCACAGCCAGUCCCUGAUAGAACACACGCAGGAGCAGAGUCCCCUCCCCCUCCAGGCUGCCCUCUCAACUUCUCCCUCACCUCCUUCCCUAGGGGUAGACAGAGAUGUACCAAACCUUCCGGCUGGAAAGCCCAGUGGCCGGCGCCGAGGCUCGUGGCGUCACGCCCCCCCCGCCAGGGCUGUACCUCCGUCUCCCUGGUCCUGCUGCUCACAGGACAGACGGCUCGCUCCCCUCUUCCAGCAGCUGCUCUUACAGGCACUGAUGAUUUCGCUGGGAAGUGUGGCGGGCAGCUUUGCCUAAGCGUGGAUGGCUCCUCGGCAAUUCCAGCCUAAGUGAAGGCGCUCAGGAGCCUCCUGCUGGAACGCGACCCAUCUCUCCCAGGACCCCGGGGAUCUUAAGGUCAUUGAGAAAUACUGUUGGAUCAGGGUUUUGUUCUUCCACACUGUAGGUGACCCCUUGGAAUAACGGCCUCUCCUCUCGUGCACAUACCUACCGGUUUCCACAACUGGAUUUCUACAGAUCAUUCAGCUGGUUAUAAGGGUUUUGUUUAAACUGUCCGAGUUACUGAUGUCAUUUUGUUUUUGUUUUAUGUAGGUAGCUUUUAAGUAGAAAACACUAACAGUGUAGUGCCCAUCAUAGCAAAUGCUUCAGAAACACCUCAAUAAAAGAGAAAACUUGGCUUGUGUGAUGGUGCAGUCACUUUACUGGACCAACCCACCCACCUUGACUAUACCAAGGCAUCAUCUAUCCACAGUUCUAGCCUAACUUCAUGCUGAUUUCUCUGCCUCUUGAUUUUUCUCUGUGUGUUCCAAAUAAUCUUAAGCUGAGUUGUGGCAUUUUCCAUGCAACCUCCUUCUGCCAGCAGCUCACACUGCUUGAAGUCAUAUGAACCACUGAGGCACAUCAUGGAAUUGAUGUGAGCAUUAAGACGUUCUCCCACACAGCCCUUCCCUGAGGCAGCAGGAGCUGGUGUGUACUGGAGACACUGUUGAACUUGAUCAAGACCCAGACCACCCCAGGUCUCCUUCGUGGGAUGUCAUGACGUUUGACAUACCUUUGGAACGAGCCUCCUCCUUGGAAGAUGGAAGACCGUGUUCGUGGCCGACCUGGCCUCUCCUGGCCUGUUUCUUAAGAUGCGGAGUCACAUUUCAAUGGUACGAAAAGUGGCUUCGUAAAAUAGAAGAGCAGUCACUGUGGAACUACCAAAUGGCGAGAUGCUCGGUGCACAUUGGGGUGCUUUGGGAUAAAAGAUUUAUGAGCCAACUAUUCUCUGGCACCAGAUUCUAGGCCAGUUUGUUCCACUGAAGCUUUUCCCACAGCAGUCCACCUCUGCAGGCUGGCAGCCGAAUGGCUUGCCAGUGGCUCUGUGGCAAGAUCACACUGAGAUCGAUGGGUGAGAAGGCUAGGAUGCUUGUCUAGUGUUCUUAGCUGUCACGUUGGCUCCUUCCAGGGUGGCCAGACGGUGUUGGCCACUCCCUUCUAAAACACAGGCGCCCUCCUGGUGACAGUGACCCGCCGUGGUAUGCCUUGGCCCAUUCCAGCAGUCCCAGUUAUGCAUUUCAAGUUUGGGGUUUGUUCUUUUCGUUAAUGUUCCUCUGUGUUGUCAGCUGUCUUCAUUUCCUGGGCUAAGCAGCAUUGGGAGAUGUGGACCAGAGAUCCACUCCUUAAGAACCAGUGGCGAAAGACACUUUCUUUCUUCACUCUGAAGUAGCUGGUGGUACAAAUGAGAACUUCAAGAGAGGAUGUUAUUUAGACUGAACCUCUGUUGCCAGAGAUGCUGAAGAUACAGACCUUGGACAGGUCAGAGGGUUUCAUUUUUGGCCUUCAUCUUAGAUGACUGGUUGCGUCAUUUGGAGAAGUGAGUGCUCCUUGAUGGUGGAAUGACCGGGUGGUGGGUACAGAACCAUUGUCACAGGGAUCCUGGCACAGAGAAGAGUUACGAGCAGCAGGGUGCAGGGCUUGGAAGGAAUGUGGGCAAGGUUUUGAACUUGAUUGUUCUUGAAGCUAUCAGACCACAUCGAGGCUCAGCAGUCAUCCGUGGGCAUUUGGUUUCAACAAAGAAACCUAACAUCCUACUCUGGAAACUGAUCUCGGAGUUAAGGCGAAUUGUUCAAGAACACAAACUACAUCGCACUCGUCAGUUGUCAGUUCUGGGGCAUGACUUUAGCGUUUUGUUUCUGCGAGAACAUAACGAUCACUCAUUUUUAUGUCCCACGUGUGUGUGUCCGCAUCUUUCUGGUCAACAUUGUUUUAACUAGUCACUCAUUAGCGUUUUCAAUAGGGCUCUUAAGUCCAGUAGAUUACGGGUAGUCAGUUGACGAAGAUCUGGUUUACAAGAACUAAUUAAAUGUUUCAUUGCAUUUUUGUAAGAACAGAAUAAUUUUAUAAAAUGUUUGUAGUUUAUAAUUGCCGAAAAUAAUUUAAAGACACUUUUUUUUUCUCUGUGUGUGCAAAUGUGUGUUUGUGAUCCAUUUUUUUUUUUUUUUUUUAGGACACCUGUUUACUAGCUAGCUUUACAAUAUGCCAAAAAAGGAUUUCUCCCUGACCCCAUCCGUGGUUCACCCUCUUUUCCCCCCAUGCUUUUUGCCCUAGUUUAUAACAAAGGAAUGAUGAUGAUUUAAAAAGUAGUUCUGUAUCUUCAGUAUCUUGGUCUUCCAGAACCCUCUGGUUGGGAAGGGGAUCAUUUUUUACUGGUCAUUUCCCUUUGGAGUGUAGCUACUUUAACAGAUGGAAAGAACCUCAUUGGCCAUGGAAACAGCCGAGGUGUUGGAGCCCAGCAGUGCAUGGCACCGUUCGGCAUCUGGCUUGAUUGGUCUGGCUGCCGUCAUUGUCAGCACAGUGCCAUGGACAUGGGAAGACUUGACUGCACAGCCAAUGGUUUUCAUGAUGAUUACAGCAUACACAGUGAUCACAUAAACGAUGACAGCUAUGGGGCACACAGGCCAUUUGCUUACAUGCCUCGUAUCAUGACUGAUUACUGCUUUGUUAGAACACAGAAGAGACCCUAUUUUAUUUAAGGCAGAACCCCGAAGAUACGUAUUUCCAAUACAGAAAAGAAUUUUUAAUAAAAACUAUAACAUACACAAAAAUUGGUUUUAAAGUUGACUCCACUUCCUCUAACUCCAGUGGAUUGUUGGCCAUGUCUCCCCAACUCCACAAUAUCUCUAUCAUGGGAAACACCUGGGGUUUUUGCGCUACAUAGGAGAAAGAUCUGGAAACUAUUUGGGUUUUGUUUUCAACUUUUCAUUUGGAUGUUUGGCGUUGCACACACACAUCCACCGGUGGAAGAGACGCCCGGUGAAAACACCUGUCUGCUUUCUAAGCCAGUGAGGUUGAGGUGAGAGGUUUGCCAGAGUUUGUCUACCUCUGGGUAUCCCUUUGUCUGGGAUAAAAAAAAUCAAACCAGAAGGCGGGAUGGAAUGGAUGCACCGCAAAUAAUGCAUUUUCUGAGUUUUCUUGUUAAAAAAAAAUUUUUUUAAGUAAGAAAAAAAAAGGUAAUAACAUGGCCAAUUUGUUACAUAAAAUGACUUUCUGUGUAUAAAUUAUUCCUAAAAAAUCCUGUUUAUAUAAAAAAUCAGUAGAUGAAAAAAAUUUCAAAAUGUUUUUGUAUAUUCUGUUGUAAGAAUUUAUUCCUGUUAUUGCGAUAUACUCUGGAUUCUUUACAUAAUGGAAAAAAGAAACUGUCUAUUUUGAAUGGCUGAAGCUAAGGCAACGUUAGUUUCUCUUACUCUGCUUUUUUCUAGUAAAGUACUACAUGGUUUAAGUUAAAUAAAAUAAUUCUGUAUGCA